This is a messenger RNA of Lymnaea stagnalis (great pond snail), 78129 nucleotides long. The record is from the annotation of a GenBank genome assembly. Lineage: Eukaryota; Metazoa; Mollusca; Gastropoda; Lymnaeidae.
GAUGGCUACCGUAGGUCUCAAAAUACUUCCGCUAUUUCAGAGUUUGCAUUAGCGAAAAGGUGAAUCGGAAUAAGAAAGUUUUGGAUAAGUAAACUUCAUGAAAAUGACAGAAAGAAGGUUUGUUGGUGCUCUCCAAGGUAAAGGCAAGGCUGCCAAAAUGAGAGAAACAGUUUCUCAAGCCUUGAGAGAAAGUGCAAUCCAGGUGAACUAUUUUUUAAAAUUAAAUUUAAUAAUAACUUCAAACUUGACCACUUGACUUAAAUAACUGAUUAGCCUUAUAUAUAAUAUAAUAUUCUUUUGAUUCAUGAAAAAGUCGUAGAUUAAUAAAUAAGGCUAAUUUCGGUUCGGAGAGCCACUUUGAAUUUAGGCCGACUUAGGCUUAGUGGCUAAGCUUAGUUAGUAGAAUAGACCUAUAAAUUAUAGUUAAAUUGUAGUUGUUGGCUUGGUCUAGAAAUAGUAGGUGGAAGCAAACUAAUAUUAGAUUUUAUGUAUAUUUUCGAUUUCUGUAUUCUAAAAUUACAAUUUACUUAAAUUUAUUCAAAUAUUAAAAGAUUACGAAAUAUUAAAACAUUUACGAGAGCAAUUUCGUUUCCGGUGAAGAUACAAAAUAUGGAGAAAUUAAUUUUUUCUGUCCGGUGAUGGGAGGGUGAUGGGAGGGUGAUGAAACUAAGAAAGGUUUAUUAUUAACCUAGAAAAUAGAAUUUGGACUAUUUCAAAGUUAUUUCCAAUCCCAUUUGGAUGCUUAACCCAAUUCUUUAGGUUUCAAUGUUGUGCAAUUGCUGAAACUGAGUAUUUAAUGCAUAUUUAUAGCUUACCGUAUGAUCAAAGUGACACAACAAAAGAACAGAGAUAAAUCAAGUUGGUCACCGGAAGAAAAAUGUUUAUCGUAAUUGAUGACAAAGUAAAUGUACAAAUAGGAAACUGUGACGUAAAACGCAUAAAUCCGAGGUUACCGUAGAAGCGAUUGUAAGAUGGCCACUUCAGUUUUUGCAUCUUUUUUCCAUAUGCGCAAACUGAAUGCGCGAGCCAUUAUUGAUAUGCCUACUAAAUAAAAAGAUUGGUUUUUGCUUGUCUAGGCUUUGGUGGGGAUUGAACUCCAGUCCACAAUCUUGGGAUUGACUUAGCUUAGACGGCUUUGCCACCCAUCACCCUUUCUAUCACUUAAGACUUAUCAGGUUAUAAUUUAGGCUUUGUCUUUAAAUGUAUUAAUUCUAAAAACUGGGAUAGAAGUUUAACCAUUUUAAAACAGUUUUCCGCUUUUAACUUUUUUGUUUUUAAAGAUAUAAUUACUAAAAUUUGAGGAGGCAAAAUAAAAUAUUGAAUGAACCCAGCACAUUAUAAUUAGUUGAACAUUAAUUAUGUAUAUUUUGUGAACCAUGAUAUAUGGAUAUUGUGAUUGUAAGUAACGACAGUUGGGAAAAUCAAUUUCUUCUUUUAUGAAAAGUGAUCAAACAUUCAAACUUAUACAGCUAAAAUUUGCAGCACAAUCAGACAGUUUCCUUCUGAAGGAAAAGGAAGAUUUUUAAGUUGAAAACUAGAUUUUGAAAUAAUCUAAAAAUGUAAAAAUUAUCAAAACAACAGUAUCAUAGUACAUUAAUCUGAUAAAAAUAUUACAAUGAAAUUUUCUGUAAGUGGAGAAUGUAUUAAUCUGAAAGUAUAAGAAAUGUUUCUACAAAAGUUUUUUAAAAAGUCUAAUUAAUCUAGGCCUAGAAAAGAAAGAAUUAAAGAAGUAUAUACUAUGACAUGAUAACCCAUUCUCUGCCCCUAUCUUGGUCACAUCAAAUCCUUUUGUACUUUUAUCUUCUAUUUACUUAAACAUAAUUUUUAGUUUACUAUCAGUUCUUAGUUUGUUCUCUGACUAAAGAACAGCAAAUGCUAUUUUAUUCGCUAAGUUUUUUUUGCAUGUUUUUUUUUAAUACUUUUUUUUUUCUUGUUAGCCGAAGAAGGCUUUUGGCUGACAUGUUUUUAAGUCUUGCCAAUUGCCAUUGGUUUUUUUUUCCUUCUUGGAAUGUUAAUUUAAUGUGUGGUCUUUGUUUCUAUACCUAGUGCAGAAAAAAAAUAAACCAAGGCAAUAUUAUUCAACAUUAAACAGAAUUAAAGUCACAGGUUAAAACUGAAAUUGGAGUCGCCUGCGCCCACAAAAUUUCAAAUGAAAAGUUUCAUUGUUGAUCUAAUCUGUUAUGAAAGUACCUACCAUACUGGAAUGACUUGGCAUACUGUUAUUAUGGAGAGAAUUCAUACAAAGAUGUUUUGAAAUAGUUAUGUUCACUUUUUAAAUAGAGAUCUUCCUCUAAUUACAUUUUUUAUUCCCGUUGAAAGUCUAAAUUUUAAGUAACUGAUUUUUUUUUAAUGCUUUAAGUAGGCUUUUCAACUGAAUUAUAUUCUAUCAUAUGCCACAGCAUAGUGAAGAUCAGUUUUUAAAAAAAGAAGCUUAAACAGUUAAGCACAAUUAACUAUCUAAAAUUAAAUCUGAGUACUUCUUAUCACCACCAUCUGCACUCUAUCUUAGGGGUCCUUAACCUUUUUGCAGCGCUACACUCGCUCUAGAUUUCAGAACAAUCCAUGCACCCUCACCUCAAUUUCGAAACAUGAUAAAAGAUGCAAAUAAAAAUGCAGAUAAACCCAUAUUAGUAAUAUGACUGUUAACAACUCUGAAGCGUUGGGGGGGGGACAUUUAUUUUAUACAAAUGAAGCACAUUUUUUUGGGAAAGUGUUUGUUCUUUUAAAAGUAUUUUUAAUAUUGUUUCAUAGUUAAAUCAAAUUGAGUUUUUUUAAACUAAUUUUAAAUGGUCCUAACUUGGCUUGAAAUAUUUUUGAAAUUUGGGUUUUGUAAAUAUUUAAAUCUAUUGAAAGUCUGUGUGGACUUUUUUAAGGAGGGCUGACAAUAAUAAAAUUUUGCACUAUAUUUUAACAUUUUUAUUAAUUUGUCGGCUAUUAAAAAAUUUUAAUAACUGCCUUUACAAAAUAUAAUUGUAUGGUAAAUGGUAAAAGUAUGUAAGUACAAAGAUAUAGAAAAUGUUUUAAUUUUAUUUUGUUUAAUUUUUGUGACAAUGCCCUCAGUAUCAACUUCUAAUGAGGUCUUGUGUGAGUAUAGUGUGUAACUUUGAUCAAAUGCAUUUUUUUUCACUCUAUUUAUCUUUUAUACUGACUUUAUCAAUAUUUUUUUUAUAAAUAUUGUUUUAACCCUUUUAUUACCGCUGGUUUUUGGGGGGCAUCGAUUUUUGCUGACACAGCAAUAAAAAACUUUUAUUUUUAUUUUUUUUAUAAUAAUAAUAAAACAAAAAUUAAAAAAGAAAAAAGAAGAAGAAAUUUCCAGUAUUUUUCAUUCUCUAUCCGAUUCGCUUUUAACUUCUCUAUAGAUUAAUGAAUAAAGAAAUAUAGCAUUGAAAUAUGACGUCGACGUGACGUCCGUGGUAUUUCAGAAAAGUUUUUUGCCUCUUUGUUAUGACAACAAUAUGACGUCCUUGGUAAUUGAAAGUGGAUGAUCAUGACGUCGCGUCAACGUCAUCGAUAGCGAAAGGGUUUAAUGGCACCAGAUUUUUUUUCUAACUAUCACAUUUAAUUGAAUCAAGUUUUUUACAUUUUCAUUUUUUGAUCUUGAUUUGUCAAUUUUUGAGUUUCUGUCAAGUUAUUAUAAUUAUGUAAUUUUAAUUUGGUUUGUAAUGUUAAAAAAUUUGAUCUCUUUACUGGGUUCCAAUGAUCGUAAUCUUAAUUUCACUCCUUAUUUUCAAAAGGAUUCUUCUUCUUUAAAAUUAAGCUCCGCUCUAUUCAGUCAAUAAAUUCCCAAAAUGCCCUCCUGAAACUAAAUUAAACACCUAAAGGACCAAAAAAAUUAAAAAGAAAUAAAUUUAAAUCUUGUUGUAUGUGGGAAGAUUAAAUGUUUGAAAUAUUACAUUAAAGAGCUUCCACUCAGAAUGAUGCCAUCAGUGCUGUGGGCACCUGAGUAAUUAUUUAACCCAUCUUGUAGCACUGGUUGUUGAGCUUCAUCAUCACACAUCAACAAUGACAUUUUAUUUAUGGUGUGAUAUUUUUCCAUGUGAUAAAAAUAACUCAUUCAUCUCUUAUAUAUAUUUUGCUUCUGGUGUGUCCUGCUUCCAUUUCAAAAGCGCCCUCACCCCAACUCCAAAGGUUCUCCAUAGUCCUGAGUGAAAAAAGGCUGUCAUGCUAGACAAGUGAACUCAGAAAACAAAUUUGGGGAGCGGGGUGGGUUCUAUUAUAUUAAUCAAUAAAGAGUCAUAGGUAUGGAGUAGGACUAUCUGGUGUAGGCCCAUUGCUUAAAGGCUGGCAGGUAGGGCGUAGGACUGUCUGUAGGCCUAUUGUUUCAAGGCCGCAGGUAAAGAAAGGUUAGGACUGUCUAAAGGACAAUUUCUCAAAAUACCCUGACCCGGUUUUAAAAAAAACUGCACCCGGUUAAGCCCUAGCAGCUAAUGAAAUGAUAAGAAGGAAUGGUUGAUUCAGUGUUGAUUUAGUCACAGUGUCAGCAAUUUAAGGAAUUUCUAGUAUCUUGGUGUCAGUAAAAAAUAUGAGCAGAGAACUAGUGACAAAUAUAAACCCUUCAGUUAAUACAUGCAAUAAAAAUCAUUGCCGAGAAUGUUUGUCAGGAGAAAAGGAAUAGCGGAUUCUGUGGGGGAGGGGGGGGGGGGUAAAACAACACCACCUGUUUUUGUCUGUAUUGGGUAUGUCCACCUCCACAUUCCCCUCCCCCUUUUCUCACUGUCAUUUCAACCUUUCUCUACCUUAACCUGUGCAGCCAUGGGGGUUGGGGGGGGGGGGGGGGGGGGGUAAAACAACACCACCUGUUUUUGUCUGUAUUGGGUAUGUCCACCUCCACAUUCCCCUCCCCCUUUUCUCAAUGUCAAUUCAACCUUUCUCUACCUUAACCUGUGCAGCCAUCAGUGAUGUAAUUACAGAUAACCUGGUUGGGCCAAAAAAAUACCAUUGUACCUGCCAGUUUUGCUGCUGGAAGAGGAGGAGGAGGAGGCGGCGGGCACCUGUAAACAUUCAACAUCUCUAACCCUUUCUUGUUUUUUUUUGGUCGUUUUUUUUCACUUCUUUCACUAAGCUUGUACAGAUUCAAUGUUUUAUUUUUGUACAGCCAAGCAUUGAUCGGACACAAUAUAUGCAUGGGACUGAGGAUAGUAACCCCCACAUCAUCUCAUCUUUAGCCAUAACAUCAUUGUUUCCAUUAUUUGUUGACAAACAAAUUAUUAUUAUUAUAGGGGACGUUCGUGAAAAUCCAUUAAGAAAUGGAAUAGAAAAUUAAAAUAAAUUAAAAAACUAGAACAUUAAUUUUCUCUCUCAUUUAGCAUUUAUAAUUUCCAAGAUGUUUGGAUAGGGAAUAGGUCAUUAGUAGAGGAUUGGCAGUUGGUCUGAAUUCCUGCGUAAAAGAAACCAAAGCAAGUGAAUUGACUAGUCUCCACUUUAGCGACCAAGUGAUUCAAAUAAAUGGUGUAGAGUAGUGCCCCUUUUUUUUUCUCUUAUUUGUAUAGUGUACUUAAACUAAUUUCAAAAUUCUAUAACGUACCUAUUCAAGUAUACAAAAAAAAAAAAAAGAGUUAAAUAUUGGGAUGUGUAAGUGACUGCCAGCAUCCAUCUUACUUCGAAGAUCCCCUUGUUGGUAGAAUAGGAGAAAAGAACAAAUUAGAGAAUUGCAUUUUAGCUUCUACUUUAAAAGCAAAACCAUUUUUUUUCCUUCAACAUUGCAAGGGUGCAGAAAAUGGGUGGGUACAUUUUUAAUGAUGAGACCAAUAUAUCAGAAUGGCUUGUAGAAAGAUUAAAUAGAAAAUUAGGAUUCAACAAAAUUCAAAUCACGGCUGGCAGCAUUGUUACCAAAUUAUUCACAUAGGUCUGGUUGUAUUCACUAUUAGAGCUCGAGUUGAUUAGGUAGGUUGGUUAUAACAUUAAGAUAGUUUGUAUUUGCUCAUAAAACCCUCCCUGCCAUAUGAGACAACUCAGGUGAAACUUGUCCAUUAACCCCUACCUGCCAUAUGAGACAACCCAGGUGAUACUUGUCCAUUAACCCCUACCUCCCAUCUCAGACAACACAGGUGAUACUUGUCUAUUAACCCCUACUUCCCAUCUCAGACAACCCAGGUGACACUUGUCUAUUAACCCCUACUUCCCAUCUCAGACAACCCAGGUGACACUUGUCUAUUAACCCCUACUUCCCAUCUCAGACAACCCAGGUGACACUUGUCUAUUAACCCCUACCUCCCAUCUCAGACAACACAGGUGAUACUUGUCUCUUAACCCCUACCUCCCAUCUCAGACAACCCAGGUGAUACUUGUCUAUUAACCCCUACCGCUCAUACCUAAACUGAGGACUCAAAUAAUGACAUUUUAAAAUAUCGUCUGGCAGAUUCAUAGAUCCUAAUUACUUAUUAAGUUUAUCUUUAAUUGAAUUGAAUAAGUCUUUUCUCUUAGUUGUUACUAAUUUAGUCACUCCCCCCCCCCCCCCCCCCACCCCCCCACCUUUUUUUUUUUUUUUCCUUCUGACUUUUACUGGGGGAAANACAAUUCUGAAAGGAAGCUUGAUAGAAAGAAAGGCGUCUCUGUUACCUUAUCAUCAGAGGAUGAAAGGUUUGUGAUAAAAUAUGACAUUCUGUUUACACUGAAAGAUUUUCUUCUUCUCUUUUUUUUUUUUUUUUAAUAUCUUUUUGUAACUUGUAGAAAGAGUUAAAAGAUUUGGAAAUCAUUCUUCAACUGUUAGGAUAUCAUUGUGAAACUUUGAAUUAAGCCUGAUUUGGGAAUUGUGUGUACCGUAAAUGACUACAGUGAUCAUUUUCUCUGACACAAAUUUAGAUUUAGUUGAAGGUUGAGUCGCUAAUGCCAGUCUGUGAUCAGAGUCUGCUAGCACUCUAAAAAAAAAAUUAAUUGAAAAUAUUUUUAGACUACAGGAUUAAAGGAUGCAUUUGUGUUCGCUGUGACAAUAGAGCUUUAUAAAUAUGUAUUGAAUUGUAUUGUUAGCAUCUGCAGCCUGGGUCUCCUGUGUAUUGUUACUUUCUAGUAUAUAAAAUAAUAAUUAAGCAUUCUAGAUCGGGAGCUAAGUUUAUCUUCUCCUAUGUCUUGUUACUUUCUAGUAUAUGAAAUAAUAAUUUAGCUUUCUAGAUCGGGAGCUAAGUUUAUCAUCUCCUGUGUCUUGUUACUUUCUAGUAUAUGAAAUUAUAAUUUAUCAUACUAGAUCCGGAGCUAAGUUUAUCCAUUUAUAUCAUGAAAUUAUUUUAUCAUUGUGACCCUUUGGGAGAUUUCUUCUUGAGCUGUUGUGAGUGGCAGCUUGUAAAUCACUGCACUUGUUAAAGUAUUCACUAGCUGUGUUUGUCUUUAUUCUUGUUCAAGUUAGUCAAUCUCCUUGCUUCCUGGAAUGACAUUCCAGUUAAGCCAGGGGAUUUAGUUUACUUUAGUUUCAGUAUAGGGGCAGGGCUCAGUUUUUGUGGAUUAGGCAUGGCUGAAACUGGUGCAUGCCAGAGCUUUCUUCUUGCAAACACACAAACACACACACACACACACACACAAACCCAGCAGUGUUUCUCAAACUGUGAUUUCUUGUUAUGAAUUGAACGGAUCACGUUAGAUCUGCUGGUAUCACAUUUGAACUGUGGUGGCGUUGGGUCCAGAAAAUUGUACUAAAAUUUGUUGGGAAAAUAACAAUUUGAGAAAUGCUGCUGUCUAGCUGGUGUAGGAAGCUGUGAAAUAUGAUGACAGUGGGGCGGCUAGUUCUGUUGGCACAAAUGCACACUCAUGGAACGACUCUGGCAUUUCAGUGGGCUAGACUUUAUGUCAAGCCUAAAUAUCAGAGGGGAGACAUUAGUGUGCUUAUCAAAUAUUGAAAAAAAGCUCAAUACAUCUCAUGGAGAAUGCAUUGGUCAUAUUAUGUUGGGAGAGUUAAGGUCAUUGUUUGAGAUUGUCAGUAGAAGCAAACUUCUGAAUUAUAACCUUGUGAUUGUUGUUUGAUAUUAGUGAUUUUAAUUUUUCUGGCCCCCUGCAUAGAGGUUGGGUGUGUCCUCAUGUGAGAAUCAUGGUCAAUUUGCAGAUCACUGGAUAGGGCUUUGUUGUCCGUAUAUUGGAACACUUGUCAUUAGCAGGUCACCAGACAGGGCUUUGAGGUCUGUAUGUGAGAACCCCUGGUGUAAAUGCUUUAAAAAUGCUGAUUAGAAUGUCUUACCAUUAAAAAUAGAUUUAGAGUCAUUGAAAGGACGGAAUAAACACUGUGUGUAAAAAAAAAAAAGUGCGGGGGGGGGGCAAAGGCCCCAGGGUUAAAUGUAGCCAUGGUUUUGUUUGUGGUCCACUGACAUGAAGUAAAUAAAGGCCACCAGCACAUUUUAAAAAUGGUGAUUAGAAAUGCUUAACAUUAAAAAUAAAUUUAGAGGCAAUGAAAGGACGGAAUAAACACUGUGUGUAAAAAAAAAAAAAGUGCGGGGGGGGUGCAAAGGCCCCAUGUUUAAAUGUAGCCAUGGUUUUGUUUGUGGUCCACUGACAUGAAGUAAAUAAAGGCCACCAGCAAACAACCAGUAACAUUGUUACAGCAAUGGUUGGCAAGUGGCUGGAAGGUGUGGUGGAGCAUGGCAUUCAUAAAUAGUGUGUAUUUCAAGUCAUUUCCACAGGCUUAAAUCUCGCUUCAAACAUCUCGUAAAGGUCGCUGUUGCUUGGCACCCCCAUUAUCAGAAAAACUUAAACAUUUAACAACCAUUUAAAAAUUCCUUUAUGUGAGCGACACAUUUGAAUGAUUAAAUCCUACUGUUAUAUUGUUCACAAGCAUUUUUGGUUAUCCUGUUUACAUAAUUUAUUCAAGAGUGUUCACAUAUUUUUGCAGUCGCCUCUUGCUGUUAAUGAGCUCAUGAUUGAUGUCUUGUCAUUGUGAUUGAGCUUUAGGCUAUAACUGAUUUUUUAAUUUUUUUUUUAUUUGAAGAGUACAACAAAAUAUCUGUAUAGAAAUGUCCUUCUCAUCAAACGUAAUCUGUGACAAAAAUGACUCAUGAUGUUGGAUGUGUGUUGGACAGGAGGUUUGCCAAGGAUUCUCCCCCUCUCACACAGUUCUCUAUGAUGUAGCUAUAUAGAACUGGUCACUACUGUUUUGAGACUUAAAUUCUAAGGUUUUAUUGUUUUGUUUCAAGAUUGCUGCAGAUUGAAGAUUUUUUUCAAAAGCUAGUUUUCUGAGUGUUUUAAAAGGGAGAUAUUGAUGAGUGUGAACAUAAUUUACUGUAUUUUUCUGUAUGGAUCUGUGCUGUCUCUCGAUAAAUCACAAUUUGAUUCACUUGGUGAACAAACCAACAAAAAAUAUCCUGACCGGAAUAGUAAAAUAUAUGCUGUAAAAAUGAGUGGACCAAGGCUCUGAACUAAAUGACUUCCGAGUCAGAAACUACUCUCCUCUGUCAGUGUCUCUCGACUUUGUUAAGAAAUUAUUAGGUUUUAAUACACUGAUAAAGUCUGAUCAUAUCAUAAAAACACGGAUUUUAUAAAACAAUAUACCAUUCAAAAUAAUUCAAAGUAUUUUUUAAAGGAUUGUUAAAUCACUUUAAAAUUCUUAAUAUAAAAUAAGUUGGCUCCCAACAAUAAAAAAAAAUUCCACAUAAACUCAUAGUAGAGAAAAGAGAAGAUGGCCACAUUUUGAGUUGUUUUGGUAUUAAAUAUUUCCAUAUCAGAGAAGAAAUGGUACUUUUCCUGUAGUGUUAACAUUCAUUAACUUAAAAGAAGGUAGACAGACAAUCCUGAUUUGAAGAGGUUUUUUUAACAAAAGUUAAAAGUUUGUUUUUUUACCUACCAGUUUGUCACAACUUUUGAACGCAAGAGCUCUCAGAAAACAGUUACUUUGCCAAAAUGUGACUUAACAAGCUGGCCUCUGAUUUUGACAGCCUUGUCAAAUAUUCUAUCACAGUUGCUAGUUAUUGUCAUUUACUUGAUCUUAAAAGAAAUAUUUUUAGCAUAAAACACAUUGCUUUUGUUCCAAAUUAAAGCCAUAGAGAAAUAUUAAUCUUUUAAGUCAUAGAAGCUAUUAUUUUCUCUGGCCGGUUCUCAAAGUUUUGAUAACACAGAACCAAGAAAAACCAUAUUUUUUAAAAUUCUAAACGGAGCGAUUCAAUCAAUAAAUUCUUGAUACAUUGAGUGUUUAGUUUUCAUACAGUCUACUCAUGUUCACAAAGAAUUCUGUGUAAUUGAUGCUUUCACUUUGAUUAAGAUGUGUUUUCGCAGUGUUAAUUAAGAAUUUAAAAAGUGAUUUGUUUCUGAAUAUUUCCAUCAUUAUGAGUGCUGUGAUGACAGAGAGUCCACUUCAUUUCAUUGCUAUGAUAUUUUGUGAAAAUGAUUUCAUUUUGAAAUGGGAACUAAAUUAAAUUUAAAGAUGGAUCCAGAGCUGACAGAUUUUUUUUUUUUUUACAUCAUCCAUUCACUAGGUUAUUUAUAUCUGGCCAUUUGUUCCUCAUUGCUCUUACUGUAUAGCGAUUUGUUCUGAAUGAAGAGUUUUAGUUACAUAUGAUGAACAAAGGACUUUAACUUGGUCUUAAGCUGGUUUAACUUGGUCAUAAGCUGGUCGGGUCUUUAAAACUCUGAAUAAGAUGAACAAGGACUUUAACUUGGUCAUAAGCUGGUUGGGUCUUGAAAACUCUGAAUAUGAUAUACAAGGACUUUAACUUGGUCAUAAGCUGGUCUGGUCUUUAAAACUCUGGACAUCUAAUAAGAAAGAAAUCAUGCCAGUUCAGCGCAACAAGUCACUUCCAUCUCAGCUUACUUCUGUAAUGAUUCAUCAUCGUUCCCAUUUUCAACAAUCUCCAAGAACUGGGAAUGAAAAGUUUCCCAAUUCAGUAAAUACUGACCAGGUCCACCUGGUAGGUUCUGUAUGCAUAAUCAUAUAGUGUUAAAACUGCUCUUAUUUUCAUGGAUCAAGGCCCUUGUCUGUUGACAUGCAUUAAAAUAGAAAGAUAAAAGGGAAUUAUAAAAACACUAAUCUAAGUUUCAUUGACAUAAUCACUCAGAUGGGGCAUAAUGGAUUAUUGACAUAAGACAUGCAUUUUAAGCAAAAAUUAAAUUAAAGGAUCUUGUAAGGUUAUUUUCAUUAGUUUUAAGAAAGAAACCAUUGGGCCAAUUGCUGAUAUUGAAAAUAAUGUUUUAAUUUGAUUAAAGUUUACUGUAAUAUCUUUUUUUCCCCUACAACCAUUUGUCAACAGAAUAAAGUUAAGCCGCAACCAAUGGCAUAACCAUACCACUUGGCUACAUUAAAAGGUCAACGGGGUGGGGUUAAGAUGCUUUUUUGUUGUUGUUUUUUCUAGUCAAUUUAAAAAUUUGUUAAAGGGCUCAUAACUUCUAAAAUGUCUGCUUGAGACGACUACUCUCCCCCUCCUUUCACCAAAUACCUCAGCUGCAGCAUUAGUGUCGAGUUACCCUAAUGAGUUGAACAACAGUUGAGAGGCAGUCAUCUGGUAAAUACCAAUUACAAAAAAAUUUGAUCAAUGAAGAGUUUUUACCAAACUUGUACUUAUUCCAGUCAAUACCCAAAUUGUGGUUCCAUCGUUUGUCUUACAAAACUUAAACAGUAAUGCAAAUGUUUAUUACAUUUCCUACUCAGUCUAGACCCAAGCUCGUUGAACCCGUGGACUAUGAAACUUUUGUGGUCAAGAAUAAAGUCCUGCUCCACAAUGACCCACAGAGGGACAUGCUUAAUUUCCCACAUGAUGAUGUGGAGCAGCCGGUAGGUGUCACAUUCUGUGAGGGUGGGGAAAAUGUAUUUUGUUGAAACAAGGUGUAACAGAAAGAUUUAAUUGAAUGGUCACGGUUCAAUGACAUUUAGGCUAGUAUGUGCACUGUUCAAAUUUAACACAUUUGGCCAAAACCAUGAUGAAAUAAUUACAUUUGGAUACAACAUACAUUUGUACAAAGGGUUUAAGAAUAAUAGGUGACAAUUUAACCCGCAGUCAAGUCUUACGUGCGUCACUCUCUCUCUCUCACACAGCCACCCACCCCUGUGCGUAAGACUCGAACGGUGGUGUCCACGGUUCCAGCUAAUGCUGCCCAAGAGGUGACCAGCCUGAUGGUCAAGGAAUGCAUAAAGACAUACACCAGUGAGCUGCAGAUGAUCAAGUUCAAGUACCAGGCCUACGCCGGCAGCUACCAGCAGCUACCCAAGUACGUCUGACCAAAGGGCAGCACUUCAUUUUCUUUUUAAGACAAAUUUUCUUUUAAGACAUUUUAGUUCACCAUUGCUUUAAAGCAUAUAUUUACUAAAAACUUUAAAAAAAAAAAAAAAACUGUAAAAAAAAAAAAUGCAUGUCUUUUCAACAUAAAAAUGUCAUCUUAACCUUGCUGUAGCUACCCAAGUACGUCUGACCAAAUGGCAGCACUUCAUUUUCUUUUUAAGACAAAUUUUCUUUUAAGACAUUUUAGUUCACCAUUGCUUUAAAGCAUAUAUUUACUAAAAACUUUAAAAAAAAAAAAAAAAACUGUAAAAAAAAAAAUGCAUGUCUUUUCAACAUAAAAAUGUCAUCUUAACCUUGCUGCUAUUGGCACAUGGGUUGUAACAAAAAUAUUUUGGCAUGAAACCAGAGACACCUCAAGUUUUAGUUAGAGUCAAGUUUGUUCAGCUCUGCUUGUCUAAACAUUUCAAGAGCAUUAACAUUUUCAACUUUGUGUCCUCUUAGUACAUUAUUAGAUUAUUGGUAUUGAGCUAUGGGGAAUGUCUUGGAACUAAUUAUCAGGUCAGUCAAAGAUAACUCUUGUGGGGGGCAGGGGGGCUGUCAGGGAGUAAUCAGUUAUGACGAUGCAGGGUACCUUCUUCUUCUUCUUAGAUUUGAGGGGGGCCCAUGAUCAAUUUAAGUAAUUCUCUCCUUUUAUAUAUUUUAGAUACUAAGAUUUUUAUAUGACAUCUCUGAGCAGAAUCUUUCAUUAAAAAAAAAAAAAAAAAAACUCUUUGUAACUUUUGUCACUAAAAUGUUACAUGUAUUCUUCUUAAAGGCUGCUUCUCAAACUAUCUCUUGUGUUGAAUUAUUUUUUUGUUAUUUCCAGAACCCUGUCANAAUUUUUCAUUAAAAAAAAAAAAAAAAAAAAACUCUUUGUAACUUUUGUCACUAAAAUGUUACAUGUAUUCUUCUUAAAGGCUGCUUCUCAAACUAUCUCUUGUGUUGAAUUAUUUUUUUGUUAUUUCCAGAACCCUGUCAUACCAGCGCUUCGCAAACUAUCUCUUGUGUUGAAUUAUUUUUUUGUUAUUUCCAGAACCCUGUCGUACCAGUGCUUUGCAAACUAUCUCUUGUGUUGAAUUAUUUUUUUGUUAUUUCCAGAACCCUGUCGUACCAGUGCUUCUCAAACUAUCUCUUGUGUUGAAUUAUUUUUUUGUUAUUUCCAAAACCCUGUCAUACCAGUGCUUCUCAAACUAUCUCUUGUGUUGAAUUAUUUUUUGUUAUUUCCAGAACCCUGUCAUACCAGUGCUUCUCAUACUAUCUCUUGUGUUGAAUUAUUUUUUUGUUAUUUCCAGAACCCUGUCAUACCAUUGCUUCUCAAACUAUAUCUUGUGUUGAAUUAUUUUUUUGUUAUUUCCAGAACCCUGUCAUACCAGUGCUUCUCAAACUAUCUGUUUUGUUGGAUUAUUUCUUGUUAUUUCCAGAUGCCUCUCCUACCAGCAUUAUUGUAGAAAUGACAUCUAAUUUGCUACCAAUAACUGUGAUCCUUUCUAAAUCAUGUUACCUUUUUUUUAUAAUUAAUCUGUCAGUGUUACAAAGAAGGAACCUCUCCAGGAACAUAUAUUUGAAAUUGAUGCAGAGGUGGAGGAAAAAGAUGAUGUAAGAUUUCUUUAUGAUAUAAAAUAAAUAAUGAAUGGGGUUUUUUUUCAUAUUAAAAGAAAAAAUUUAUGGUUUUAAAAAAAGUUGGAAAUAAAUAAUUUAUGGUUUAAAAAAAAAAAAGUUUAAAAUAAAUAAUUCAAGGUUUUAAAAAGAAAGUUUAGAAUAAAUAAUGUUUGGUUUUAAAAAAAAAAAAAGGUUACUCUGGAAACGUGUUAUGUUAAACAGAAACCAAAAAAUUAAAAAAAAUGUCAUUGGGCAAGUCUUACUGACAGCAUAUAAUAGCAACAAGAGAGAAAGUUCUCUGAUGCAGCAUCAUUGCAUCUUCACCUUGCCACACAACUAGAAGUAAUUGUUCAACCUUUGCCACACAGCAUUCAGAUGUGCCAGUUUACUGUCAGAGUAAGCAGUAGGGUGCGUUGCCACGCAGCAUUCAGAUGUGCCGACUUACUGUCAGAGUAAGCAGUAGGGUGCGUUACCACACAGCAUUCAGAUGUACCAGCUUACUGUCAGAGUAAGCAGUAGGGUGCAUGGAGAUUAUCAUCAUUACAGUUUAAAGCUGUUAUUAUUAUUAUUUCCAUCUUCUUUAGAGAAAAAAUCGUCCUGAAAUCUUCUUCUUAUUUACUUUUAUUAAUUUAAAUUGAAAUCUUGGCGACACACCUGUUAAUCUUGGUGACACAGCUGUGAAUCUUGGUGACACACCUGUUAUUCUUGGCGACACAGCUGUGAAUCUUGGUGACACACCUGUUAAUCUUGGCGACACAGCUGUGAAUCUUGGUGACACAGCUGUGAAUCUUGGCGACACAGCUGUGAAUCUUGGUGACACACCUGUCAAUCUUGGCGACACAGCUGUGAAUCUUGGUGACACACCUGUUAAUCUUGGCGACACAGCUGCGAAUCUUGGUGACACACCUGUUAAUCUUGGCGACACAGCUGUGAAUCUUGGUGACACACCUGUUAAUCUUGGCAACACACCUGUGAAUCUUGGUGACACGUCUGUGAAACUUGGUGACGCUCCUAUGAACCUUAGUGACACACCUAUGAACCUUGGUGACACACUAGUUGAAGACCCGGCUCUAGAGUAUAUAAUAUAAAACAUCUUUCGAUUGUUUAGUUUAUACCAGCAGCACCAUGCCACUUAUAGCCUUAUGUAGGUUGAGGUAGCCCUAUAUAGGCUGAGGUAGCCCUAUGUAGGUUGAGGUAGCCCUAUAUAGGUUGAGGUAGCCCUAUGUAGGUUGAGGUAGCCCUAUGUAGGUUGAGGUGGCCAAAUGGGGGUUGAGGUGGAUAUGUGUGGGUUUGAGGACAGCCACAUGAGGCCAGUGAAUUGCAGACGUCAUAGUGCUACAUAGCAUUUGAAACACGUGCUUAUCAUUUGCUUCCCUGUUGUCUUCUCAGGACACAAUGAGUCAUGGCUUUAUGUCUGUCGUCAUUAAGAAAGGUUGGCUGUUGAAAGGACCUGAUGGGGGAAAAGACAACAUCAUUAGUUUUACUAAGGUCAGUCAUGUGCUCAUGCUGUUUGUUUAAUCAUCCCAAAAUAUUUGUAGACUGUGGUAAAAACAACAAAUAUUUUGGCUUAAUCUUUUUCCAUUUAAUUUUUUUUUAAUUUAAAUUUUCAAUAUCUAAAAUUACAUUAAAAUUUACCAGCAAUUAUGAUCAUGUUACAUUAAAAAUUAACCAGAAAUUUAUGAAUAUGUCUUGCUGAAAUAUUUUAGUUUUUGCUAUCUGUAACAUAAUGAUAUUUGAUGUUAAUUUGCAGUUGAGUUGAAAAGCACUAUUUUCUGUCAGAGAAGUGAUACAUAGAUAUAAAUAUAGAUAAGGGGAACUACAAGAGAAAAAUUAUAGUCGCCUCCAGUCAUCCCUUAAAUAUACACAAACAUAUACACAUAACAGAAAUUAAUCACUAUAUAAUGUCGCUUAUUUUAGCACUAGGUAUACUUAUUUAUUAAAUUUGUUAAACUUGCUUCACUUCAUAUCAUUACAAUAUCACUGUUACAGUGACAAACUCUAAAUGAAUUCAAACUUCAAAGUUAAUUUAGCCAAUUUGAUUUUGACUUGUCUAACCUGGCAUACUUUGUUCUUUCCAUAGCAAUUCAAGCGUAGAUUCUUCCAACUAAAGCAGCAGUCUGACUACACGUACUUGCUAGAAAUUUUUAAGGACGAUAAGAAAUCUGAUGUCAAGGGAGCCAUCUUUCUAGACUUGGCCACUGAAGUUGUUAAGGUGCUCAUGUUUAUAAUUGCUAUCAUAGGCCCUUGAUUGCUACCAUUGGUCCUUGGUUGCUACCAUUGGCCCUUGAUUGCUACCAUCGGCCCAUGGUUGCUACCAUCAGCCCUUGAUUGCUACCAUCGGCCCUUGAUUGCUACCAUCGGCCCUUGGUUGCCACCAUCGGUCAUUGAUUGCUACCAUUGGCCCUUGGUUGCUACCAUUGGCCCUUGGUUGCUACCAUUGGCCCUUGAUUGCUACCAUUGGCCCUUGUUUGCUACCAUUGGCUCUUGAUUGCUACCAUUGGCCCUUGAGGGAGCUGUGUAACCCAUUUAGAAAAUUCAUCAAAUAUAUGAAAUUUUUAAUAAGAUAUGGUAGUCUUAUAGGUUAUUAAACUUCCAUAUUCUUACAGAAAUAAUGGUAAAUUUACCUGUUGGCUUAAAUUCAUGAGGACAAAAUAGAAUAACAUUUUUAUGGGCAUUUGUUAUGAGAUAUAAAUCUAUACUUAAAUGUGACUUUUCAAUAAUCUUGUUUUUUUCAUGCCCCAGAACCCCAAGAAAGGAAAGUUUUGUUUUGAGAUCAAAAUGACUAACCGUCAGCCAUGUUUGCUGGCAGCAGAGAAUGAAGCAGAGGCCCAUGAUUGGAUAACAACAUUAAACAAAGUAAUUAAUUCUGCUGACACUGCUUCCCAAGCUUCAAGAGAAAGCAUCAAAGGUAAGCUUUACAAUGAAUCCAAAAAAUCACUAGCAUAAGGUGACCAUUUGUAUUGUUCUUACCACGACAAAACUGUUUUUUAGAUCUUGUCGUGGUUUGUUGUGAUUUGAAAUCAGUACAGUUUUUAAAAUAUUAAAAAAUAAUUUUAUUUAAGUAAUUUAUCAAAAGAUCCAGUGCAUCUGAAAUACAGGCAUGAAUAAUUGACCCAACUGGUGUGAAAUUUUAAAGUGCCCUGGUUUUGAAUUUAAAAUGUCUUUGUUUUAAAUUUGAAGUGUUAAAAUGUCCCGGUUUUGAUUUUGAAAAAAAAAAGUGGUCACCGUAUACUAAUGACAAACAGAUAAAUGAGCAAAAGCCAUGAUGGUGAUUGAACCCUGAUUAAGAGCAAGCUUGUUCAGUCUUCAAAUAAUUCAAAUUAGUAAUUGUAUUGCAUUGGAGGAAAACGGACAUUAAAAAUUGUUGGCAUCCUUCAAAUUGUUCUUUUGGAGGAAGAAAUAGCGUGUUAGCAGUUUCAAUUGAGUACGGGUCUUAGGAAAUAUCGUAAUUAACAUUUUUUUUAAAUUUUUUUUUUUUCACAAGUAUUUCUUAUGGAAUGUGACAAAAGGUCUUCAGUUUUUUUUUUCUACAUGUGUGUCAUAAAUUAUUGUUAAAAAGAAAUUUUAGAGUUGUAUUAAUAUCAUGUUACAUUACUGUACCACUGUUAGCGAACUGCUUCUUUUUUUUUACUCAACAUCAUUUUCUUGUUAUACUUAGGUGUCUAGAUACUUUGAUCUAAGGCCAGCAUUUUGUAGAUCAUGUUUCUAAACUGUAGUGGGACCCUCUCUUCUUGCUGCUGCUACUUUAGUUUAAGGCAUUAAGAGCAAUCUUCCAACAUUUGACCCUUCAUUUACACAUUUUUAUAGCAACUUUUAGGACUAAUUUUUUUAUUAUGAAAAGCAUACCAUGUUUUCAAUGAAGAGCCAUCAAGUUUGCAAUGAAAAGCCAUCAUGUUUGCACCUGCUUUUCUGGCAAGUGCUGCCAGCCUAUUUGGUUCUUUAAAGAAAGAUACUUGUGAAAUUGUUAUAUAUUAUUUUUUCCUAUUCAGAGGAGAAUGCUUCGGCUGGAACGCCAGAGAACUAUAAAGAAAGCAGUAUCAAUCACCCAGUUGUGAAGGUCAGUGUUGUAUUCCUUAUUCAUUUUAAGAAAUUUCAGUGUUUUGUUCCACUGUGUUAUCUUUGAUUUUGUUGCACUGUUAAUCUGUAUCCUCUCCAUGGAUGGUAUUCUCAUCUUCAUUUUAUCAUUGAUGUUUUGUGUAUGGAGAAAGUAUAGGCAAAAUAUAGUAGUUCAUUUCUUUGUAUGUGUAAAGGUCUGUCCAAAAAUGAAUAUUGCAUUUAACAACUUGGUAUGAGAUCGUGGUAAAAGUAUAUGAAAAUAUCUACAUUUAUAUAGCAUGAAUUUAAAAAAAAACACAAAUUAAAAAUGUGUUAUUUUUAUAUAUAUUUUUUUUUGGUUGCAAUAGUUUUUUAAAUUCUAUUGUAAAUGCUUAUCAAGAGAAUUUAUCUCUUUCCCUUAAAGGUAUAAUAUAAGACCUUUGUUUAUUUUUAUUUUUUUGACAGUUAACAAUAAAGAAAGAAUUUUCACUUAAGUUAUAUUUUUUUAGUAAAUACUUCAAUGUCAUUAUACUUGGUUUCUCUCUCAGAAUUAUUUUCUCAAGGUUUCAAUCUUAAGUCAAUGCAACUGUUACUUGAAUCUCUUGCCAAUUUUUCUUCUCUCAUGACAUUACUUUCAGGAAGUAUCUUUGGAUAUCAGUACUGACUCCAUAGAAUCCCUCAGCGAUGUUAUCAUAGAGCCACCAGCCCCACCACGCAGGCCACCUCCCCCUCCCCCACCCCAUGCCCCUCCGUCCUCUGCACCUUCUGCCCCCCGUGUAUCAGCCCCUGAACUACCAUCCCCAUGCAUAGAGGUUGAUGGUAGCAACACUGCAGAAGGUUUAAAUGAGUUUAAAGAGCCAGUUGGAGUUCCUAAAGUAAUUAGAAGGAAGAAAGCAGGGGUAAAUAACGUGUAAUAGUGGUGGAACUCUGAGUGACCUGCCCUAAUUUUGUUUUGAACUGUGUUUCUCAUUGUUGUGCCUAUUUUCACCAUCAAGAGAAAAAUAACUAGAAAAAUCUGCAGAAUGCAAUCAAGUGCCUGAUUCUACUAAACUGCAUCUAUCUAACAAAACAGUCAAGGAAAUAAAUCCCCAUAUGUGUUGGUGAAUUGAAUUUAAACCACUGAAGGGCCUCUGCAUUUUAUGUCCUCUAUUAACAUAGACAUAACAUAUUUUUCCAUAUGUGUGUGCAAUUUUAUUUUCAGAGUUGCUUCAGACUUGAAAUUAACAUGCAAAAUAUUUUUUUAGCCAUUGGACUGAAAAUGGUGGAUCGUUGAGCAUGUUAUCACAAAAAAUCUUUUCCUCAUUUAAUAAUUUAGCAGUCAAGAUAAUUUGCUUCAGAAUGACAAUUUGAUUUAACAAGAUCUGUUUAACAAUCACAGUGUAGAUUUCUAGCAAUAGCUUUUAGUCAAUACAAAUAGAUUUUAAUAUUCAAAUCCAAUGGUCUAACAUAACUUCAUAUCUUAUUCUCAAAGUCUCCAACCUUUAGCCUUUGAUCUGCAUCCGGCCGAUUGCAAUAAUAAUAAGCUAUUGGGUUUAUCCAAGUUUUUGAAGAAAAAUCUUGAAUUUGCAACAAAAAAAAAUAGCCAACAGUUAAUUUUAAAAAACUACAAUAAUUUGCUGUUUUGGUUUAAAAACAAUAUAAAUAAUUUUUUCUACAAAUAGAAUGAUGAUUAUAAUUAGUGAUGUUAACACUAGAUUUUUUGACAAAUUGGCGUUCAUUUUAUAAUCUGUUUUAAACUGUUUUUUUUAAUUUUUACGAAGCAUUUAACUCUCAGCACAACAAAGUGAUAUGUUGACAUACUUUUAUAAGCUUGUUAGUGGAAGUAUAAAUCUAUUAUUUUUAGAGAUUAUAAAACCACUAACUCGCCUGUAUGAUUAUAAUAUUAAAGUUUGGUUCCAGCACUUUACCCACCCAAACCAAAGCCCCAGGGACAACUUUUAGAGUACUAAGUGCAACUGUCACACAUGCAUUCCAGAAGUGCUGCCAGCGCUGUGUAUUGUUCGUGGCAAACACUGUUUGCGGCCAGCAAUGGUUGAAAACAUUUUUUGUCUCAGGCAUCAGAUUGGCUAAUGUGACCAGCCAUAUUUGUAAAUCAGUUUUGAUUUCAGUAAAAUGUUAUUUAUAUACUGAUCUGACUUCUAGGUUGAUCCACAUGUAUUGCAUAUGUAAUAAAUGCAGUAAUUAUUAAUCGUUUAAUUGAAUGUAUACUGUGAUGAUAUCUGCACUUACACCAACCUGUUGACUGACAGCAGUCUACACAUACAAGUUGUAAAGCAAAGCCAUCUCAGAUUUCAUAUAAAGGGCAGUCACCUAGUUUUGGAAGUGACCUUCCAUGAUUUCAGCUAACCCCGUUAAAUUGUACCAUACCGUAGCAUUUGAUAUGCGAUGGACAUGUGAUCCCAAUAACUAUUGCAUACAUUUACUGUAAGGGUAUUAAUGUGACUAUUAAAUAAUACAAAGUCAAUUUGUUUUUUUAAUUACGAUUACAAAAUUUGCUACUAGUAAUGGGUUUGUGAAAAUCAAUAACAGGUUUUCGGUUUCAAAACAUAGUUAAAUGCUCUGCAUGGUUUUCUUUGGAAACCUUUAAUUUUCUACGUAACUCUCACUUUCAUUGCGUGCAGACUCUUUCAUUUUUUAUAAUUAUUUUAAUCCAGCAUCUUUUAAAAUAAAUUUGGUAAAUUUUAGUUUUUCUUAAUUUUUUUUUUUUUUAAAUUAACUUUCAGGCAGAAUCAGAUGAACUAGACACUAAUUUGUUUUAAUUUUGCUCUGAAAUUGAUGAGUCUGCUUUUAGCAGACCUUAUUGCAUGUCCAUUGCAUGCGAAUACAGUUUAUAAACACAAAAUGAAAUUUGAUGCGUGGAGGUGGGCUUAAAGGUGAAUAAUUUUAUAUUAAGGAUUGAGGGCUUAAAAGUAGCAGUAUUCCAUUUGUAGUUAUGAAAUUUUUAAUAAAAAAGAAAUUACCAUUACAAUGAUAUCAUUUUUUUUAACUCAUCAUGUCAUUGCAACAGCUACUCAAAUUCUUUAUUUAUCUUUUUUUUUGCUCCUUUUAAAGUAAACCUUAAUAUUUUUCCAGCAUGACACCAUUCAGUAAUCCUGUCAGACGAGCAUUCUGUUGCUUUAUUUUUGGUGUUACAUACUCAGCAAUAAAUAGGCUUUAUUUGAACCUUGAUUUCAUUAUGCCGUUUCAGUACUGCAGAGAAACCGAUUCAUCCCUGGCAAAGUUAAGGCAGGAGGCCAGGCAAAAUUUGUUUGGAAUUUAUCCUGACAUGAGGGUAGGGAACUAGUUUCUUUACUUUCUUUGUUACUUUUUCUUUUUACCUCUGAGUUACUUACAUUAAAAUUUAUUAUUUUAUUUUUAUUUAUAUCAAUGCUAAAGUCUGGAUUGGACUAUCAUAGUUUAUAUUUAAAAAAUCCUUUUAUUGGGGGGGGGGGGGGUUUAAUUUUUAAAUUUUUUUUUUGGGGGGGGGGGGGGGAGUUUAAUUGUUAAAUUUUAAUAUUGAAGAUUUAUAAUUAUUAAUUGUAACUUUAAAACAAAAAAUUAAUGACCGACUCCUGUUUGAAGAAGGUAGUCCCUUUUAAUAUUAAAUUAAUUGUUUAAGACAAAGUUUAAUUCUACUAAAUUUAAUAUAUACAACAAAAAACCAACACUUUUAAAUUUAUCAUUAUCUUGAUGACACCUUGUUUAAAAUUAUCAUCAUUUAAACCACUUCUCUUAUCCAUGGUUUAUCACAGAGAAAUGUCUUUGAUGAGGACGUAGCAGAUGAAGAAGACAAAGAGGUUGAUGUUUUCCCCAAACAAUACACAGACAGAUUCUUAAUACGUUUGGAAGAACUUAAAUUCAAUCUACAGUUAAACUUGGCAGACGAAGGAAAGGGAAACAAAAAAUGCAAUGUGAACGAGAUUUCUUUUCUAAAAAAUGGAGAAAAAAAAUUAUUUUGGUUAAAAUUUUAUGUACUUAAGAUAUUUUAUUUCAAGAGCCUAAUAUUUUUUUGUUUUUUCUAUAACUGUAGCUUGUAUUCGGUGAUAAUCUAAAAGAAAUUUUCUAACUUAACUUGGUUGAAUUUAAAAGAAUCAAAUUAUUUUUACCCUGGCUGAUGUUUCUAUUGUAGUCCUGGUUAGUUGGUGUCAAGAUUUAUCCCUCCACCCAAAGUGUCAGUCUUCUAGACUACUACUGCUAACCACUAGGACAGGGGUUCUCAACCUGUGUAUGGCGACCCGUUUAGGGAUAGAACGAUCCUUACACAGGGGUCGCCUCAGAGCAUCGGAAAACACAUAUUUAUGAAGAAGCAACAAAAAUAAUUUUAUGGUUGUGGUUCACCACAACAUGAGGAACUGUAUUAAAGGGUCACAGCAUUAGGAAAGUUGAGAACCACUGCACUAGUGCAUCGUUGGGGUUAUAAAAUAUAGAGUUGUGACAGAGAAUAACCGUUUCCCUAGAAAACGCAGUGACGAAACCUCUUCUUACAAUUCAAUAGAUUUAACUUCAUGGAUCAUGCCACAGGCUAUCUUUUUUUUCACAGCCUGAGCCAUUUUUCUUGACUUUUUCUGUGUACGAUGCUAGAGAGGGCAGAAAAGUAUCGGAAGACUUCCAUUUGGACCCCAACAGUCCAGAGAUCAGGACCAUGAUCCCACCAGAAUUAUUCGCAGCGCCGGACAGGCUGCAUGCCGUCAAUGGCAAAGAGCCAACUUCACCUGACCAGAAUGGUCUCAGACCUGAUUGGGUGGCACAGUCCAACAGACAGGUGCUCAUUAGCUUGUGUUCUUCAUAUCAUUGUCCAGGGUGGAUCCAGCAGUCUAAUGCAGUCUUGUCUUAUUUGAACAUUUCAGCCUCUUCCACAUCUCAAGUGGCAGGCAUUUACAAUUAAGUUGGUAGCAUUUGGCCCAAACUGUCCCACCUCUGUGCCUUAAAUGAAACAUGUUAGAGAAUAAAUUGUUCACAUAUAUGUACAAAAUGUGUUGACAAGCUGAGUAUUCCUUAUUAGUUGCUCUUGAUGUCCCAAGAUGCUGUAAAAAUGCAAACUGUCCAUAUGUGAAAGUGUUUAAAAAAAACAAAAAAUUACCUUUUCUAUUAAUUCCAUAUUAUAAUGGGCACCUGCUUGCUAAAGUUGAUGUCAAGGUAGUUGUAUGUAGAAAGUUACCAUUUUCAAUAGGAAGAUAAUGUGCCAACCCUUGUAGUUGAUCUUGUUUUCAAAUAGUAUUACAACAUGGUUGGCUGAACAUAACAUUUACUUGAAUACCAUCCAGGGAAUCUUCUCCAUUGUACGGAGGCAUCAGGACAUCUACCUGGUUGCCCGUAUAGAAAAAGUCCUCCAAGGGCCCAUCAACCAGUGCCUGGAUCCCUAUCUGAAAGGCAGUGACAGUAAGAUGGCCAGCAAGGUGUACCGACAAAUGAGACAGUUUUGUACCCAUAUUGGACAUUACAGGAUGCCGUUUGCUUGGUCGGCAAUGUAAGUCGGAGAAAAAUCAAACUUACUUUGUCUUGAACUUUUUCUAGAUAAGGUGUUUCUCAACAUGCAGCCCCAGAAGUAGCUGAAUACAGCCCCAAGGGAAGUUUAGGAAGCUAGUUAUAAACUGGUUAAAAAUGAUUACUGGAAGGUAACUGAAUUAGAUGAGAUUGUGGACAAAUUAAAUCCAAAUGCCAUUAUUGUUUUAUCUACAGCAGUGGUUCUCAACCGGUGCUUCGCUCAGCUUUUAGGGCUUCUUCUCGGGGGCUCCACACCAAGAAACUCCUAAACAUUAUUGACUUGUAAGACAUAUUGUAGGUCUAAGGGGCUGCCCCGAGACAUGCUGUAGGCCUAAUGGGCUCCCCAAACAUAUUCUAGGCCUAAUGAGCUCCCCCCAUAGAAAUUGUUUAUAAAAAUGUGCCCCAUGAGCCAAAAAGAUUGGGAUCCCCUGAUCUACAGUAUAAACAACAUUUUCAAUGAAUAUUUUCUUUGCACAAUUUUGCUCUCACCAUGCCAUGAGCAAACCACCUGUGGGCCAUGAAGUGAGAGUGCCAUGAGAAAAUCACUUGUGGGCUGUGAAGCGAGAGUGCCAUGAGCAAACCACUUGUGGGCCGUGAAGUGAGAGUGCCAUGAGCAAACCACUUGUGGGCCGUGAAGUGAGAGUGCCAUGACCAAACCACUUGUGGGCCGUGAAGCAAGAGUGCCAUGAGCAAACCACUUGUGGGCCGUGAAGUGAGAGUGCCAUGACCAAACCACUUGUGGGCCGUGAAGCGAGAGUGCCAUGACCAAACCACAUGUGGGCCGUGAAGCGAGAUGAACAAAAUGGCAACACAAUUUUAUGAUUUAUUGUAGCGAAAGUUUCUGGUUUAACUAAACUCAUUUAAAAACUAUUCUCUGAUUUAGUCCCCUCUCACCUGAUGGCGCCAUGCCUCGAUGUCCAACAAAACUACCUAUCUAUAGACAAGAAACUGCCAAGUAUUCUGAAGAGGAAAUGCUGAAAUUAUUGCUAGACUUGAGAAGGUGAGCCAUGAAAAAAAAGUAUUGAAAGAGUUAUAAACAUCAGUAACUGCAGCGUCAGUAGUUAAAAAUAUUUCAAUAAGAGUUUAAUUAUUUUUUUAUUAUACAAGAGAUAUCGUUGUGUGCUGUGGGGAUGGUUUGAGUGGUGUGGCAGUUAAUCUAGACCAUUUUAAUGUAAUAUACCUUCUUUUGAAAUUAUGUCAUCAACUGCUUUCUAUCACAGGCCAGAUAAGAAGUCCAAGCUGCAGGAGAUUCCUGGAGAAUUCAAGAUACAUAUUGAACAGCUGGACCAAGAGCAACACAUUGAUUGUAAUACUUUAGUCAACUGAUUGUAAUGUGUAAUACUUAUAGUCGACUGACUGUAAUGCUUAUUUCCAACUGAUUGUAAUACUUGAAGUCAACUAAAUGUUACCUGCCUUAUCAAAAUUGCUGCAAGGAGAGGAGUUUGUGGGGGGGGGGGGGGGGAGAGAGAUUAAAAUGAUUCAAGGAUUAACUAAUUUGGAAGUUCGACAUUGAAAAUUGAAAUUUUUAAAAAACUUGAGAGAGUUUUCACUUGUGAUUGUUAAACAUACUGCAUACUUGGAAUGACUUGUCUUUAAUGAUAGGACAUGUCCAACAAAUUUGCUUUCAUCACAUGUUAAAAUACUUCCCCCUCUUAUUACGCCAGUCACGCUGACCCCAUCAUUGAUACCAGUGAAGCCCUUCACCGAGCCACCGGCCAAAAGUAUACCGACGGUGGAGAUAGAAGAGUUUGUACCCGAUGUGGCACAACUGUGCAGCUCAUUUGAUUCCUACAUCAACAACCUGUAUGUCCAACCCAUGUCGCUGAAGUACGAUGGACAGAAAGCUUUUGCCAAGGUGAGGUACUGCAAGUAAAUCAUGCCAGUCAACAGAAACUUCAUGAGAAAUACAAUCCUGGUUGUUGGAGAAAUUACAUAAGGAAACAAUUCUUAAUGAUACAGUGUUAAUAAAAGGAUUGAGAGAUCCUCAUUAAUGAGUAUGUCAUAGUCUACCUCAAUAACAAUACUCAUUUUGAAUUAUUCAUUUACCGCUUCAAAUCUGCAGGCUAGAAAUAUAUCCUGCUGCAUAGAGCUGAGAGACUCUGAUGAAGAAGGUGCUGUACCAUUAAAGGUAGGACAAGCCUUUGGCUAAAUCAGUGCUUACAAAUCAGUGACUAUGAAAUUAACAAUGAAAGGACUGCUUUCAAGCUUAGUAAAUGAAUGAAAUAGCGAAACGAGGUAUGUGGAAGCUUGAAAUAAGAUAACAGGACAAAAAACAAGGACGUUUCGGCAUAAAGCCUUCCUCAGCUAACAAUAGAAAUGAAAAUAUAACAAAGAAAAGAGCACAGUAGACAACUCAAGCAGUAUCCAUUCGUGUCUCUGGAAGUGGGAACACAGGAAGCGAGAGAAUAUAAAUAUUGACACUGUGAAAAAUUUUUCAAUAUUUAUAUUCUCUCGCUUCCUGUGUUCCCACUUCCGGAGACACGAAUGGAUACUGCUUGAGUUGUCUACUGUGCUCUUUUCUUUGUUACAUUUUCAUUUCUAUUGUUAGCUGAGGAAGGCUUUAUGCCGAAACGUCCUUGUUUUUUGUCCUGUUAUCUUAUUUCAAACUUCUACAUACCUCGUUUCGCUAUUUAAUUCAUCUAUGAAAUUAUCAGGAUAUAGAUCAAUUUCCUUUGUAUCCCUCAUGUAUCAUCUGACACAGAGAUCCCAGCUGUUCCAUAGUCAUUAAUUCCCCGUUAUUUUGGUUUUCCAGAGAAUCUACGGCAGACCAGGAACAUCAGUGUUCACUACAGUAGCCAGCACCACGGUCCUGCAUCAUGCCCAGACACCCGAUUUCAUGGAAGAGGUGAGAAACUGACGUCCCAUGCGCACAUGGUGGCUUUAUGCUGAAAUGUUUUGAGUAGUCAUGCCUUUUACAAAAAACUGUACUUUUUGAAGUGAAACUUCUUUAGCUUUGGUAGGUUUUACAUCUAUGUGAAUUUGCCUGAUAGAAAUAGAAAAGAAGAGAGGGAUAAAGUUUAGGUAUUAUGAAAGACAUACUUAAAGUGAAGGGAGAGCAUGAAUGAUAACAGAGAGCACAGGAGAAAAUGGAAUGAGUUUUUAUGAAUUAGAGUGCCUGGUACUGUAGCUUAAUCACUAGUCAGUGAGGGACAGGAGAGCCUUGCAUGAAACUUGCAAAAUUGUUCACUGUGAAUUAUAUAUUAUUUAUAUCAAACUAGCUGUAUGUCUAUAUUAACAAAAUUUAAAUGUAAUGUUCUAGAAUUUUGAUAUGUAAUACUGAUAAACUAUUUUCCUUCAAAUAAGGUAAAAAUGUGCCUACCCGUCCAGCUGAAAGAAAAGCAUCAUCUAUUCUUCCGAUUCUAUCACGUCAGUUGUGAGGGCUCAAAGGCGGGAGCCAAAUCUAGCUCAGGGAAAAAGAAGGAUAGUAUAGAAAUGCCUGUAGGAUGUGCCUGGAUGCCUUUACUUCAAGAGGGCAGGUGGGCAGCCUUUUUUUUUCACUCGGUCUACUACAGAUGAGAUUCUGUGGCAACAAGUUUAAUAGUUGUAGCUGGUGCCAAUAGUUGCAUUGCCUCCGAAAUUAAUUUAUUUUAUUCCUUCAUCUUGACCAAUUUUUUAAGUAAUUUUAAGAAACUUGUUUUGUUCCUUACAUAAAGUUCAAAGGUUUUUUAUUUAUUCCUUAUUGCUCACUGUUUUUUCUUCAUAAAAUUUGUGACAAAUUUACAGUAUACUUUAUAAUAAAGGGACAUUUGUAAUUACAGAAAUCAAAUAAAGAUUUGAUAAAUAAAGGGACAGGACUUUUGUCAGAAAAGAAAAUUAAACAAAUGUCUUCUAGAUAAAUUGACAAAGUUUUUGCAAGUAAGAAAACCAAACAUAAGCUUUUUGUUUUUGUUCACAGAGUUGUCACAGGGGAGAAAGUGAUUCCUGUGGCCAUUCACACACCAUCUUUCUACCUUAGUCAUGAUACUCUUUCUCUUGGCAAGGUAACCAGUGCUUGAUUGCCAACAAAUUUGUGACAGAUGUUUUUCUCAUGUUUCAUUACAUAGUUUUCCCUUGUGUAUUUGUUGGUUUCUAUGAGACCAUUUUAUGUAUUUAAAACCUUCAUGACCUUAACCAUACAUGUUUUCAUUCCACAUGACACUGUCAACAUCUUCAUGACCAGUGGUUUACAUGUAUUAAUUCCAUUUGGUUCUAUUGACAGUCUGGAAGCUCUGAUGUCAAGUGGGUAGAUGGAGGCAAGCCCCUGUUUAAGCUCAAGAUCCAUUUGGUGUCCACAGUGUAUACACAGGUAAGGAAAGGCCCCAUUUACAUGUCAAAAUAAGGUUAUCUUUGUAAUUAUAAAUUUUUUAUUCAUUUAUGAACUCUCAUGACUUCUGUUUGACCCAAGAGCACGCAGCCCAGAAAUAAGUAACUUGUAAAAUAUUUGAUUAAGUUCCCUGUUUGAUCCAAGUACACAGCCCAGAAAUAAAUAACCUGUAAAAUAUUUGAUUAAGUCCCCUGUUUGACCCAAGAACACAGCCCAGAAAUAAGAAACUUGUUGAAUUCGUGAUGUGACUUAUUUCCUUCAGGACCAGCAUCUCAACAAUUUCUUCCUUCACUGUCAGAGGGCUGAACAAGGGGGAGUACCAGCUAUAGAAAAUAAUGUCAACAAAGUCAAGGUAAGGAGAUUCUCCAAAGCUAACAUCCAUGUUCAGUUUAAAACCACCCAAUCACAUACUAAUACAUGAAAUAAUACAUGUCGUAUAAUGCAUGUGAGGGUGUCACCAAUCAAAUUUUGGUUUUCAUUAACAAGAAAAUUUAUUACAUAAUCCCUUUACAAUUUUAUUGUUCUUAUCUAUUCCUUGUUUCUUUUAAGAAUCCUCUCAAAUGAUUUCAAUUUCUUGCAUUUCCAUUUGAUUAAUGUGUAUGCAAUAGUAAUUUUUUUUCAUCAAAUAUAUUUCACUAAAAAUAAGUCAUCAGCUUUUUCUUUAAAGAUGAUAUGAAAUUCUGAGUGGUUGUGUUAAAUAGGUGCUGUUGCAAGAAUAAGUCAUGUUAAGUUGGUCUAACUUAUUUUUUCUGACUACACUUAUGUUAUUCUGCUUUAUUCCACAUUUUCAUGUAAUUUUUUAUCAUUUUUAAAAAGUUAAAUAAUGUGGGAAAAUUUCCAAUGGAAACCAGUAGCUCGACAGUUUAUUCAGCAAACAUGGUUUGCAUAAGCAAUUAUGGUUUGCAUAAGAAAUUUGAAUUGAUCUGAAUUAUUGUAUAACUGAUAUCUUAUUUGUUUAAAUUCAUUGAAUUCAUUGUCAUGAUUUUUGCUUAAAAUAUAGGCAAAUUAAAGAAAACCAUAAAAAUCUGUUCAUUAUUAGGGUAAUCUGUGAUCACAUAAAUAUUGUAACAAAUGAAGAAGACAAGAAACAUAUUAUUAUGGUAAUCUCUGAUCACAUAAAUAUUGUAACAAAUAAAGAUGACAAGAAAUGUCUGUUCAGUAUUAGGGUAAUCUCGGAUCACAUUAAUAUUGUAACAAAUAAAGAUGACAAGAAACAUCUGUUCAGUAUUAGGGUAAUCUCGGAUCACAUUAAUAUUAUAACAAAUAAAGAUGACAAGAAACAUUAGUUAAUGUGUUAAGGCAAUCUCAUGCACAAAGUUAAUGUUCUAUUAAUUUUUCUAAAAAUAAUUUAAAAGUAAGAAGAAAAAAAAAGAUAAUGAAAUAAUUAUUUCCUUUUGUAUUCCUGCCUCUAUUUUUGAUUUGCUUGUAGCUGGAAAAUGGUGAUUGUGGGGCCCAAGGGGAUGCAAUUUAUAUAGCACCUUCAGAGUUACAGGCCUUGCUAAAUGGGGUUAAGGUAUACACACACCGCCUUGCUGUUCAAGUUUUAUUGGUUCCUUUUUUCUUCUUUUCUGCAUUGAUUCAUUUGCAUGUAUUUUGAUUUGCAGUUUUAUCUGUGUCAAAGCAUUUUUUCAAAAAUUUAUUUAUUUGCAAACUUAUAUUGUUUCCUUAUGUUUAAAGUUUCUCCUUUUUUUAUUUCUUUCACUUAAUUUGUGUAUGUCUGUGUAAAGGAUGUUGUUGGGAUGGUCCUGGGAGUACAUUUUUUAACAUUAAUGAUCUGGAUUUAUUUUAGCAUUAAAAAAGUUGUUGCCUGUCUUCUUUGGAUAGACUUUAGGCAGGGGAAUUUUCACUCUUCCCCAUGGGAAAUUACAAUUAUAAUUAAUUUUAUAGUAGAUAAUUUACAUUUUUUUAAUAGUUAUAAAAUAUUGCUGCAUCAUAAUUCUAGACAUGUAUAUCAGUAGUAUGAAUGAGAUGAUCUUCAUUCUGACACUAGACAACUUUAAAAAAAAAAAUUAUACCCAACAUCAUAUAAAAGUAUUGUACACUUAAAUGGAUGCAGUGGAUUAACAACUGUGGGUGUGUAAUGUUUAGAUAAAUAUUAUUGUGUUGUUGUUUUUUUUUUCUGUUCCAUAAAAGUCAAAUGUGCCUAACAUACAAACGUGCCAUCUGACAAGCUUCUAAACAAUAACAUGUUUCUGUUUCACACUAGUAUUACUUUUAACAACACUUUGUGACACUUGUAUCAGUAAAACACACCAAGUGACAGCAUGCCAUAGAACGGGGACUCUCAAUCUAAUGGAACAGAUUUCACUAGCAUGGGGUAAUGGCACCCGCCGUCUCCUGUUAACUGGACUUAUGACAGUGAUGAACAGGUCAUUGCCAGAAUCAAAUGGCUGCCCCAUGGAAAUAAGAGUUUGCUGCAUUCAGUGAAACACACAGAACAAUCCUGACUACUGAUGACACAUCUACUGUUAUUGUCAUAACAAACCAUUGGUUUCCUAUGACACAUUUACUUUUAUUGUAAUACCAAACCAUUGGUUUCCUAUAACACAUCUACUGUUAUUGUAAUACCAAACCAUUGGUUUCCUUAAGAUAAAAAGCAUUUUUUUUAAAAAUAGAAAUUGAUUUAAAUCGAGCCAUAUUUGAUAUUGUAUGCAUGACAAACAGUCUGGGUACCACUACAUUAGAGCAUGCUGUUGCACCUUAACAAACCAUUUUAGUGUGCUCAGUAAGAAGUAGAUAUUGCAAUACUAACAUUAAAUUCUAUUUAUAAAUUACAACCUGUAAUAAAAUAUUAAUACAAUAUGUGCAGCCCAAGUUGUUAAGACAAAUUAGCAUAAUAUUUUUAAAAAUUAAAAUAAAGUGUAAGCAUAGAUUUGAAUCUUAUAAGACUAUUUUAGAAUACAGAAUGAGACCAUUUUAAUAUAAAGCAGUGUCACGUAUAGCUAUUUUUAUUUGCUUCUAGUCCCUGCUUGCUGUUGAAGUGUCUACCUAUGUCAAGUUUCUACCCACCUUGCUCAACCAACUUUUCCAGCUGCUUUCAAAAACAGUCAGUGAGGACAUAGCUGUCAACUCAGUCAGGUAAAUCGAAAGCCCAUUCAACUCCAUGUAAAAAAACCAACCUUAAGAGACUUUUAAAUUUUAUCAGCCAAUGUUACGUUUUUUUUUUGCAGGUAAAUCGAAAGCCCAUUCAACUCCAUGUAAAAAAAACAACCUUAUUUAAGAGACUUUUAAAUUUUAUCAGCCAAUGUUACAGUGUUUAAAGAAAAAUUGUAUAAUUUUUUUUUUUCGAACCGGGCACUGCUGAGUGAGAUGUAUUUAACUUAAACACAACAGAUUUUAUUGCUGGUCAUCUGGCUUCAAGCUAUGACAGUGACGCUAUGACACAGCCCUAGCCCAAUUAAAACAUUGUCCUGUGUUGACAUAAUCAAAAUGACUUUCCAAAUAUUUUUUAGAGUUCUGAUCCAUAUAGUAUCAGAGAUUCACGAUGCUCAAAAGCAAGAGUCCUUGGAGAAAUACGUCAAGGUAGGCUUAAUAAGUAUUUUUAGAAAGCUACAUUAUAAUUCUAACCCACAUUCACCUUCCAGAUCUCAAAUGGAAACUCGUGAAAAAGAUAACCCCAGUGUUAGUAAUCAGCUGGCAUGUAGGUUUAUGACAUAAGUACUGGCUUGCUGUGUCUGACCAUGCCAAAUGGCUAAUCACAUUAUUGCAGUCUGGUCACUCGUUAUAAAUAUUGGUUCUUCAGCAUGAGAUUUUUGGUCGUUAAGUAACUGCCAGACGCUGUACUGGGGGUCAACUUGACCAGAUGAAAGAUCUGAAGUAACUACCAGACACUUUACUGUUUUUUUUCUGGUUUUUUUGCUGGCUUCCAUCCGUCUCAAUGUGACGAUGGUGUACACAAAGUCUACAAGGCCUGGGAUUAUUCUUUUUAGGAUUAUAAGCUGGUUCCCUGCACAGCAGAUCACCUCUCUGGAGGCCGCUGGAAAACCCAAGGGAACAUCAUAUGAAACUUUUAACAACAUUAAUAAUGUCAACCUGUUUUUGCUGUGCCAAAAGAAUAAAAACAGCAUAGAAACAUAUUGGGGAAUUUAAAGUUAGAUUGCAGCUGCUCUAAAAGAGAUUUUUGAAAUCAACAGGCAGUUUAUAAUUGAGAGUUUUUAAAAAUGAAAGAAUUGCAAUAAAUUUUGUUCUUUCCUAUUACAACCAACUUUCUCUCUAAUUUCACAAACCAACAACAUCAAUGCUUCUUCCAGUACAUGUUCAGGCCGGACCCGGUAUCUAAAUCCAACAAAAGCCCGAGGACGGUUCACGAGGAGCUGUCCAGGCACCUGACAUCCAUCCUGCGUCCAGCCAACACUGACCCUUUGGUUGUGAUCCGAUUCCUGAAGCAUGCUUGGUUCUUCUUUGAAGUACUUCUGAAAAGUAUGACCUUAUAUUUGCUGGAUACUGAUAGGAUCAAAGUAAGUACUUUCAAUGCUCACACUGCAACAUAUCUCGAUCUAAAUAUUUUCUUUACAUGACUGGCACUCAUGAACUACAAUAGUAUCUUUAUCUUGAAAUAAGGGAUGACAAUAUCUGUUCUGUUUUGUUUUUUUUCUUAGCAGCAAGUAAUCAUGACAUGACUAUAGACGUCAGAGUGCUUGCAGAAUCAAAUAUAUUAUAGUUCAUUUCAAUUUUAUUAUUGAUAACUAAUAACCCCGCUGUUAGGUACUAAGUGAAAACUGCCUCAGAUUCUAAAUGUUAUAAGAUUAUGCGUGACUCCAUUUGUAAGGCGUAAUAUUUUAAAAGGAAGAUUACCUCCAUCACAGAUGCCUCGCAACGAAAGGUUUGCAGCCGAGUGUCAGUUUAGAAUCCAGACCUUGCUUCAUGUGGUCACACUUCACAUCAUACAGAAGUGUCGUGAUCACAAGGAAGAAACCAAAAAUGCCAACCACAGCCUGGCCAGCUUUGUUAAGGUCAGUUUGGUCACUUUUUUUUUUUCUUUCGUCUCAUGCACUUCUGUUCAACAUUUUCAUUUGGGGGAUGUAGUCAAACUUUUGGUAGAACAUUAAUGAACUUACAUGGGAGGUAAGCAUGCUGUCCUAGGAUUGUGGGACUUUGGGAAUACCUGCCAUAUGGUUGUAAGUAUGGGACACAGUCCCGUCCCCGUCCCCCCCAUGUGUCUACAAACUAGAGGUGGGGCCAACAAUAGGGAUGGGGCUAAAUAAAAUGAUAAAUGUAUUUUUUACGUAACCCCAAACUUUCAGGGUGUGGCCUGUGAUCAAGAGAGACCCACAUUCUGAACACUACCGUACCAUACUUUUUACCUUUUAGUCUUACUCUAUCCUCCUCUCUCAACUUCUUCUGACUUUCAUCCAUCUGAAUUAUUUUUUAAUACCAUUCAUUAAAAGUCUGCCCAUUAUUUGUAAACUUCACCUGCUUCCUCCUCUGUAAAAUCUUUGCAAAACUGUCUAUACCACUUGCUACUGUAUCCAGCAAUCAACAUUAUUUCAAAAUUAGUUGCUGUCAUAAAAGAAAUUGUCAAAAUGUUUUACAUCUUCAAUCACUGUGGUGUUAGAUACAAACUCACUACAUUUCAGAACUGUUUCACUCUGAUGGACAGAGGCUAUGUGUUCAAAACAAUCUCCAAGUACAUUGAGAAUUUCAAUCCAGGUGACAGCAAGGUAGGUUGGUAAUUAUUUUGCCUAUCAGGUAAAUGGGAUCUUUCUUAGGUGAAUCACUGCGCAUCUCUUUAACUGUAAGAAAUCAUUCAAGCUCAAUCAAGUGGCCUUGUAUCAUCAUUCUCUCCAUGAAAAAUAUCUUGAGCUAACUGUUAUUGUUUUCUCCAUGACACACAUAGUUCAUUAUGAGUUAUCUGUCCCCAUGUCACCAGACCCUCCAUGACAGACAUUGUUGAUCAUGAGUUAUCUCCCCCCAUGUCCUCAGACUCAACAUGAUAUACAUAUUAAAUCAUGAGCUUUCUGUCCCCGUGUCCCCAGACUCUUCAUGAAAUAAAGUUUGAGUUCCUGCGUAUCGUGUGCAGCCAUGAGCACUUCAUUCCCUUAUCUCUUCCACUGAUGAGACGUGGCAUGGUUAAAAACUUCAAAGGUAAAUCUUUGAUAUCAUUAACAAUCAGGGUAUUUAUUUAUUUUUAAACAUCAGACAUGCUGUUCUUCCGAUUAGUUUUGAUUGUUGCUUUAAGACUUUAGCAUUGCAUCUUAAAUGCUAUCAAAACUCUAAUUCUGACAUUUCUAUUUCAUUGCUGCCUUCAGAAUCCCUGUCUACCCUUUGAUUAUGUUUUACAUAAUAGCUUUUUUCUAAUUGUCGCUAUACAUGUGUUUAAAAAUAAAUGUUUAAUAAAGUUGGUUUCUAUUUUUUUUUAUUAUUAUUAAAAUUAAAUAGCUUUUUAUGAAAGCAUAAAUUAAACGAUACGUGCUCGUGGCUAUUACUUUUUUGUUCUUGAUCCCACAGUGUUAGAUUUUUAAAAAAAAACACAAUUAUAUUUCUGAUUAGACCUGGUAUAAAUCCAGAGCAUUAGGGCUUAGGGCUCUGUGGAACAAUUUAAUGUAAAAAUUACUCAACAUUUUUGUUUUAUUGAAAUAGUUAAAAUGGUUCCUGCAAAAAAAAAAAAAAAAAAAGCAAUGCAUUUCUUUUUCAUCACCUAGAAUGAAAAAAACCACUAACUGAUCUGCUUUUCUUUGUCAUUUUAUCAAGUUUUUUUUUUAUUAAAAAAGUUAAAAUGGUUACUGAAAAAAAAAAAAAAAAAAAAGCAAUGCAUUUCUUUUUCAUCACCUAGAAUGAAAAAAACCACUAACUGAUCUGCUUUUCUUUGUCAUUUUAUCAAGAGAUUUUUAAAACCCAUGAGUGUAAGUUAUAAUCUCUUAAUCCUCCAAUAAGAUGAUCCCAAUGUAUCCAAGAUUUUGAAAUGGACAUAUGCAAAUAUGACUAUACCUUGUUUUUUUUUACUCUAACAACAUCCCGUCCUACAACCCUUGGGUUAUAAAUUCAAACGCCAUCAUAACAUAUAUAAUUCAUCAUGGGAAAAUGGUUGCUUUGAAUGGGAAGGUGGACUGACUAAUGUAGAUUGUAAUUUAAAUUGAAACUUGUUUAUGUACAAGCUGGGCUGUUCAAUUGAAUGUUUGAUAACUUCAGCUCCAGAUCUGUAUUUAAAACUAUGGCUGAAAUUCUAGGAGCUCUGUCUGUGUAGGGUUGGAGUCUGCAGUUUGGGACAUUCAUUUAUUUUUACUAAACUUGGCUUCAGUGGCUACUCAAAAUUUCUAUAGGACAACAAAAGAGCUAUUAUAUCUGGAGCUGGAGUCACUUCAUAAAAUCCGUCUCCAAAGGAGUGUUUCCAGUAAUCAACACUACAAUAAUAACAAUAUCCAUGUUAUAUAGGAAUUAUUGAAAAACUUAUCGAUUACAGCAUGAUGACUUAAAAUUCUGGCAGUGUAAUAUUUGUUUAAAUAUAUUUGUAUUUGGAUUUGUUCACUUGUCAUGCCCACAUCUAUUCCCUAUGAAACACUGCCAGCACAGCAGCAUCAACUUAUUCAGAUGUUAGGACAUAUUACUCUGAUGUCCUACAUUUUAGUUGUCUUUUAACCACUUUGUCCCCUUUCUUUUUGUCCCCUUUCUUUCAUCUAUUUCCAUUUUUUUUCUGAAACAUUCUGUAAGUUAUAGAAGUAGUUAUCUAGAAAUGUUCAUUUCCCACAAAACUAUACUUAAACCAAAUCCAUAACCAUUGUAUUUUGUUUGACCACUCUGAAACAUGAAUGAAUAAAAUAUUAACAAACUGAUGGCCAUUAUAUUUACACAAAGCAAGUUGUAGCAAAGUUUCGCCUGGUAUGAUUAUCUUGUCGGCACCAACAUGUACCAUGUUUGAUUUUAUCCAGCAUCUUGUUUCAGCUUGUAAUCAUCAGCCCUUAAACUUUUGUUUUCAGAAAUCAAAUUGGAAGGUAAUUGUAUACACAAAAAUAUUUGAAGCACAGCUAUUAGUUUUUUUAGUUGACACUGGCACGUGCACACAUGGCCCUCUUUGCUCUGGAUCAUCAUCGUGUAUUUUUAAAUGUGUGUGCCUUCUUUUUAUGGUGUUUAGCCUGGUAGUAGUGUCUCUGUGUCUGAAGGUAUUAAGUAGUUGGCUAUUAGUCUCUUGGUAUUUUUUUAUUUCUCAGCACUACCAAGAUUGUUCAAGUAUGUAAUAAUAUUGUUUUAAUGGCACAAUGGUUUUGCUUUAAAUGUCAUUGCAAGGAUGUUUGAAAAAAACAGAUUCAUUUAGCUCUAAUUAUUAACAUUCAAAACUGCAAUCAUUAAUUGUGGGAUUUUCACUUCCCUGUUAUUUUAUUAAAUUUAAAAAAUACACUCACUAUAUAAUUGAUAAACCUCAUUAUGUGCUCACCAAAGAAAUCAAAUAAAUUCCCAUUCAAAAAGUAUGGCAACUUCUUCGCAUGUGUGAAAUGUAUUGUUCUCUAUUUUCAAGAGAGGGUUUAUUUCUAAUGAACAAAUCCAUACAUUAACCAAGCAUCUUGUUUUGCUGUAAAUAAUAUGGAAUCAUUUAAAUACAAGAAAAGGGGACUAAACUUAUAAAAUCUUUCUUUGUGAGAGUUAUCUUGCAUUGUUUUAAAGUAACUUAAACUUUUUUCACCCACUCAUGCAAUAGUUUUUAGUGGAUUCAAUUUGCAGAUUCAAUCUAACAUAAUUUUUACUUACUAUGUAACAUUUUGUGCUAGAUUUGCUAUAUAGUUGCUUUUAAAACUCUCUUUUUUUUAAAUAAUAAAACUGCCGACCAUUAAUUAUUCAGAAUGUAUUUUUAAAAAUUGUUCUCUUUAAUAAGACCUUAUAAAAAAUGUUUUCUUUAAAAAGACCUUUUAAUCUGCCAGAAAUAAAAUGUUACAUGAAUUAAAAUCUUGAUGAACCUUAACAAAUUUAAAUUCACUAGACCUUCACUUGUAUGUCAGGACUUUAUCUCAUAGGAAGACAUAUUGGCUCCUCCUACACUUUUCAAGAGCACUUUUCUUAACUAUUUUAUUUUGUUGGGGGAUCUAUGGUCAAGUGAUUUUGUUGUUGUAUGGCAUCAUUCUUUGUGGACCAUGUGUUGGAUAUAAUCAAGAAAUCUAUUAUUCCCAUGCAUGCUGGUUGUCAGGAAUGCAGACAUAACUUGUGUACUUUAAAAUAAAUAGAUAUUUCUAUUCAUAAAUCCUAUGCCAACUGACCCUAUUUGAUAAAAUAAAAUAUUGUUUUCAAAAGCGUUUAAAAGGAUGUUUCAAUUAGGCUCAAAUAGUUCAUUUUAAAAAAAAUAUUGUAGAGCUGAAUUUAGAACAAGUUAAAUAUAGACAAGGAAGCAAGGACUUAAGUUAUACACUUUUUAUAUUUCAUUUAAUUUUUAAUUUUUUAACAACAAAAAUGUUGUAAUGAAAGUCUUCUGUGUAACAAAUUAUGUCUAUGGCUUCAAUGAUUUACUUCCUUGCCUACUUGGAUGAUUUUGAGGGGUGUGGUUACUGCCAUGGGUUUUAUUUAUUCUGUCAUUAUUUAUAGUUCAAAUUGAAGUUAAGAGAAGAUAAUCAAUGUGGAGCAUGUCCUCGGGAAGUUAUCAUGGUACAUUUAGUAAUUAUUGAGGAAGAGUCUUACAAAGGCUCAAAUGAUGUAAAUGGGAUUUAAUCUGGACAGAACUAGUUUGAUAAGGCAUUGCUGUUUUCAAAAUGUUCAAUUACCAAAUCAUUUUUAUGGGCAAUUUAAGUUCUAUGCAUGUAUUAAGUGCUAAAAAAAUAUAUAAAUAAAAGCCAUAGACCUAAUUAAAUUCUGAUGACUAUUAAAUCAGUUUUGAAAAUUUCUUUAAUGAAUAAUAGAAAAAUUACCAGCAGUGGUUUGGAAUACUUUAUUUUCUUAAUGUUGCAUUCUACUUCUUAAUUUCUUGGUAUUGUGCUCCAGUCAUUCCAUUGAUAAUUAAUGACAGGGAAAAUUACUCAUAUUAAAUAUUGUUUCCAUCUAUUUAACAAAUGAUGUUAAAAAAGAAAUAAAACAUUUCUGAACCCUGCCCUAAUCAACUGAAGCACUAUUUUUAAGUCAACUCUUUUUUUUUUAUCCUCUACAAUAUCCACAGAUAAUUUUGCCUCCAUUAGAAUAAACUUAUCAUGUCUCCAAUCAUACCUGUGUUGUACAUUUCUAACCUUGUCUUUGAUAGAUCUGAAACAUGACUACUGCCUGUCAGAUGAGUUCAGACAGCACCACUACCUUGUCGGGCUUCUGCUCUUUGAGCUCCGCCUGGCCAUGACGGAGCAGAGGACAAUCAGGCGCUCUGCCAUCACUGUAUUGAGGAACCAGCUGGCAAAGCAUUCGUUUGAUGAUAGAUAUGCUUCAGGGGUUGGUCACUUCAUACAAAUACUGUAUUUUCUUUGUUGUUUGAGAUUCUUUAAAGUAGAAUUUGAGUGAAUGCAGUUUUGUUUCUCAUAUAGUUAAUAAAUCUUUUCAAGUUCUGCUAAUACAGAAUGAAUGGUAACAUGUGUAUGUAUUUUUGGUCUAUUUCCCCAAUAAAAUACUGAAUUAUUGAUUUGUUUUGAAAAAUGAAAUUAUCUUUUUUUAACUCAAUCCACUGACACUGAUCUGUAUAUUAUAAUUUUUGGUCUAUUUCCCCAAUUAAAUAAUUAUUCAUGUGUUUCGUUUCAAAACAUUAUGAGUUUUCCCUUUUUUUAAGAGCCAAUCCAUUGACACUGUAUUUAUUUGGUCUCCCAGUCCCAACAGGGCCGAAUAGCCGCCUUGUAUCUGCCUCUGAUUGGAGUUCUACUUGACAGCAAGAACUUGUUACUGCAGAUAACCCCCAAUGCUAAGUCUGCACCUGCACCCACCCCCACCCAGAACGGGGAUGUCAGUUCAAGGUACUUCAUGAAAACUGUCCUCCUUUAUGCAACUAAUGGAGUUAUUUAUUUAAACAUUUAUAUCCACAAUAACACUGAAUGCUGCACUUGGGAGUGUUUCACAAUGAAUGCAGACCUGUUUACCCUCAAACCCUUAAAAUCGUACAAUAUCAUCAUAUAAUCGUUCAAUACAUUUUCUUUAUAGAGCAAAGACGUGCUGCAUAUAUAAUGUAUACACCUCAAAAUCGUACAUUGUACGCCAAAAUCGUAAGAGUAAACAGGUCUGUGAAUGUGACACUAAGGAGUGGUUCACACGGAAUGUGGCACAGAGGAGUUUUUCACACUGAAUGUGACACUUAGUGGUGUCUCACACCGAAUGUGACACUGAGGAGUGUUUCACACUGAAUGUGACACUGAGGAGUGUUCACAUUGAAUGUGGCACAGAGGAGUGUUUCACGCUGAAUGCUGCACUUAAGAGUGUUUCACACUGAAUGUGACACUAAGGAGUGGUUCACACUGAAUGUGGCACUAAAGAGUGGUUCACAUGGAAUGUGGCACAGAGGAGUGUUUCACACUGAAUGUGACACUUAGUAGUGUUUCACACAGAAUGUGACACUAAGGAGUGUUUCACACUGAAUGUGACACUGAGGAGUGUUUCACACGGAAUGGGGCACUUAGAGGUGUUUCACACCGAAUGUGACACUGAGGAGUGUCUCACACUGAAUGUGACACUUAGUAGUGUUUCACACUGAACGUGGCACUGAGGAGUGUUCACACUGAAUGUGGCACAGAGGAGUGUUUCACACUGAAUGGGGCACUUAGUAGUGUUUCACACAGAAUGUGACACUAAGGAGUGGUUCACACAGAAUGUGGCACAGAGGAGUGUUUCACACUGAAUGCCGCACUGAGUAGUGUUCACACUGAAUAUGACACUUAGGAGUGUUUCACACAGAAUGUGGCACUUAGGAGUGUUUCACACUGAAUUUUACACUUAGGAGUGUUUCACACUGAAUGUGACAUUAACUCUUUCGAUGCGGAACAACGCACACUGCGUUCUUCCGCCGUUCUCAAAAGCACGGACCAAUGCGCUGUGCGUUGUUUCAAUAUCAUGUUUCUUUCUUUGCUAUUUCUCGGUUAAACUUUUUAAGAGCUAUUUUUAAAUAAGACUUUUACAUAGAAGAGUGGUACUUCAUUGUUUACAUUCGAAACCAAGGCUUAUUUAUUGUCAAUUGAAGCAUUAUUUUGACGAUUUUCUUCGCAUUUUUUUUUUUUUUACUGUUGCUAUGGCUACUCUAGGCUCUAGUAUGUACAUUUCCUAGACGUUAAACAGUUAAAAACGCUUUGAAAUUGUUUUAUAAUAUUUCUUUUGACAGCGAAGAUGAUUCCGAUGGUAGUAGUUUUAGAGGAAUUUAGUUAUAGAAUUGAAGAUGAGGUAUGCGUACAUCAUUGGGUUUGGGGAAAAAUGGUAUAGCAUUAAAUUCAUUAAAUGUUUCCACAUUUUAUGGCUCUUUCAUGUAACUAAUUUUUUUUAAACUGUAGAAACUAGUGUACAAAUAUAUAGUCCUUUCAAUUACCUUACAUUUGAUACUACGUUUAGUCUUAUAAACCAAAGAAUAAUAUUUUAAAUAUUUUUUAAUAAACCCAACAUCUCACUCUUUUUCCGCUCUUCGAAAAAAAUGUAAGAUGAAAAAAUUCCGCAGCGAAAGAGUUAAGGAGUGUUUCACACUGAAUAUGACACUGAGGAGUGUUUCACACAGAAUGUGGCACUUAGGAGUGUUUCACAAAUUCUCUAUCACUCUGUCUUUGAACACAGGUCUGAUGUCAGCAAGUCCCAGAUGAGCCUGGUCAAAGGUCAGAGUUCACCAGCUUUGCCAGGCACCCCAGAAAUCAAGAAGAAAGAUUCUGCAGUGUUUGCCAUGAUUUCUGGGACUGGUGAGUGCACUGGUGAGAUGUUUAGUUAGAGAGUUUUAGAAGUGCAUGGUGCUCAGCAUGUACUUAAGUUAGAUGAAGGGACGUACUGGUGUACAGCUUGGAGAGUUUUAGAAGUGCAUGGUGCUCAGCAUGUACUUAAGUUAGAUGAUGGGAAGUAAUGGUGUACAGCAUGCCGAGGUUGACAUCAUCCCGGGAUGUUUAGAUAGAGUACAGGAUGAACAGCAUGUAGAGAUGUACAUCAUCCAGGGAUUGUUUUAAUUGAGAGUACAGGAUGUACUCUCAUUUAUAGCCAUUUUCAUUGUUUCUGUAGAAUAGUAGUUACUAUCCUAGUGUCUCAUUUGUAUUUACUUAGUUUACAUGUUUUAAUAACUGUAAAGCGCUUAGAGCUUUAUGAUAAGCGCUAUAUAAAAAUGCCUAAAUAAAUAAAUAAAUAAAUGUAUGGUUAGAGGUACAGCGGUCUCUCGCCUAUUCGCAGUUCACUUUUUGUGGUCUCACUGUAUAUAGUGGAUUUUUUACUUGUAUAUAUAUAAUUUUGUAUCACAGAUUAUUUGCCGUAUGGUGGGAUUUUGCUGUAUAUUGGUAUCUUUGUAUAUUCAUAUUAUUGUUAUUUUUUCCUGUAAAAUAAGCGUUUUAUAACAUUAAAAAAUUGAAAAUAAAAAAAAAUAUUAAUUAAAACAUAUGAAAAGAAUGUUAAAAUAAACUACUUGGUGUACAUCAGAGGGGUAGACAGAGGCUUGCAUGCCAGGAAAGUAAUGUUAAUCAGAGGGAUAGACAGAGGCUUGCAUGCCAGGAAAGUAGUGUACAUCAGAGGGAUAGACAGAGGCUUGCAUGCAGGGAAAGUAGUGAACCUAACCUCUGCGAUUCACAAAGAACCACUGUAAAUCAUCCAACAAUAUGUAACUUACAAAUGGUGCAAUCUGCAUUGGAAAUGUACAAGUCUUUUUAAUCUUUGUUUUAAAGAAAUCAAAUAUAUUACAUGAAAAGCAAGAUUAGAAACGAUCUAUCCGAUAAAUGCAGAAUCGAAUGAAAAUAUAGUUGAUAGUGACAUACCAUCUUUAUUGGGGACCCAAUAGUGAAAUACCAUCCUUAUUGAGGACCCGAUACUGAUAUACCAUCUUAAUUGGGGGACCCCAUACUGAUGUUCCAUCUUUAUUGGGGACCCGAUAGUGAUAUACCAUCUUUAUAAGGGACUCCACACAUGUACACACCACCACUGUGUUGGGAUAUCAAGAGACAAUUCACAUUCACAUUUUCUUAAUUUGAUGGGGGGAAACUGCUGCUGUCUUAUUUAAUAUAAUAAUUUUUCUCACUCAAAGGUAAACAUUUAGUUGCCUUGUCUUACAGUUACUUUAAAGGAAUUGUCCAAACUAAAAAAAAAUGUGUGUUUUUUUUUUACUUAAGAUAUGAGUUUGAGAGGUGUUAAAUAUUUUUCAAACAACAAUUAGCCACAGAGUUGGCAGAUCUGGUCGUUGAUUGAAAGUGUUGAGGACUGGACAUUCAGGAUCCAUGUGGUUGAUAAUGAUUGUGCAUGCCAUUAAUGAGAUUUAAGCAUGACCUUAUAUAACACAGAUGCCGGACAUGGCAGCUUAAAAAAAGCUGCAGUUCUCAUGUGUGAUGUGGGGGCUGGUGCAUGGUUUGGCUUUGGGAUAUAUUCAUCCUGUCAACUGGUUGAUGUAUUUGCUUGGUGUGCCCUGUACACAUUAGUGCUGUUCUAAACUGCAUGUAUACCUUUGCUAUGAGUGCAUGGGUCGGGUGGCCUGGUCUUUCUCACUGCUUCCAUACCUAUUGAUGUGUCUCAAAGACACAGUUCUAGCAAUAUUAACAACUAGCUAUAGCCUGCCAGACAAUGGCUCUUUAUAAGAUUCCCACUUAGCUCUAUCCUCCCCCCCAACCACACUCCUGAUAUAUAUUAAUAUUCUAAUGCCCCGCCCCCUUUUACACCGCAGAUUUAUUCAACUGUUUUCGCAACUCGAAAUAAAAUAUUAUGCACUAAAUGCACUGGAGUAUUUUAAAGAAUCUCAUUUAAAACAGUUAUCAGUAAUUUUAUUUUGUGAGCUAUUGAAUAUCUGGUUACGAAGAGAACAACUGCAAUUUUCCUGGCCAAAUGUCACAAGAGGGUGAACAAGAAGAUCACUAUCUUAAUAUGAUAAACUUUCAUAUUUUUCUCUUGCUUAAUGUAAAAAAAAAAUUUUAAACAUGAAACAUUACUAAGUUGUUUGGAUAUACUUUGAUGCUGUUUAAUGCAUGUAUUUAAAAUGUAUAAAAAUAUAUAAAUUAUUAUUUACAAAUAUCAGUCCUAGGAGUAUUUGUAAAGGUUGAGUUGGCUAGGAUGAAUUAGCAAUAGUAUUUAUUUUAUAAGGUGCUGCCAUUGAAUAAUUUUUUUACAUUUUGUUUGGAAGAAUUGAGAUUCCCCCCCCCCUGCCCCAAAUCCUCACACACACACCAACCCAAUUCCCCCCCCCCCCCNCCCCCCCCCCCCCCCCAACUGGAUUUUGCUUUUAUAUUUUUAAAGCCAUUAGAUUGUCCAGAAAUAAAUGUGUAAUUUAUAGUUAGGUUCUAAAUACGGUUAGAAUGUCAAAAACACUUGUAAAGUUUUAGAAUUUUGAUCUAAGUACUUUAACUUAUUGAAAAUUUAAAUGUUAAAAGUUCAAGCAUGUUUACUGUUUCACAUUAGGAUUUAUUUUUAUGCAAACAAAAUAAAAUAUUUAAAAGUUUAUAGAGUCAUAACUGUGGGAGCAAUGUCUAGCCACCACUAGGUUCUGACACCUGUGUAUUGUUGUCUCUGCAGUUGCCAUGCCUCACAACCCUAAUGAGCUUACUGUUGCUGCAGCUACUGGACACAAUGGUAGCAACACAUCUCUAGCCAGCGACUCUUCUGGGGAGAAGGAUGUGGGAAGCAAGAAGGAUGGAAAGAUUGUGACUAGGUUUGUACCACAUAAAUCAAAGAAUGAGAGAAUCCUGGUUAUUUGUUUUAACCCUUUACGGGGCAGAGGUACUUCAUCUUGCAUGUCCUGAAAGGGCACAACUUUUUCUAUUUUUUAGUAAAAUUUAGGGUUAUGUUACAAAAAAAACCAAAUCUAAGGUCAACAAAUUAGUGUGAAAUAAAAAGCAAAAUAAAGGAAAAUGAAUGCAGAUUUAUUAUUGUACUCACAUGUUGCCAUUAAUUCUCAUAUGAACACAAAUAUUUGCAAAAAACAACAUAUUGUUUGUGAUUGUGAGUCAUCUAUUCACUAUUGACAAACACUGCCACAAAAUCAAAGUUUGUAAAAUUCAACACUGCUUACUACGCUGAUUUCACUAAUAUUACUAAUAAUAUUAAUAUCUACUUCCGAAUUACAGUCAAUUUGUCAAUCCAGCGAAAUCUCCGCUAUCACUUGAAUAUUAGGCAAAUAAUCAUCAAAAUGCAUUUUGAAAAAAAAAAAAUUUAAACCACUAAAACUACAAAAAAAAUAGAUUAAAUACUUGUAACUGGCGCUUAUUCUAUUUAGCUAUCGGGAAAAACCGGAUGUAAACAUAGGAAGUCUCGCAAAUCCUCGGAGGUCACGAGAAAACAACACUAUGUUGUCACGGACGCUUUUUGGGCGUUUUGCCCUUUAAGUGGUAAAGACGUUUUCGGCCACUCUGCCCCGUAAAGCGUUAAAUCAAUGAUGGAUAAAUUGUGACAAGGUUUUUACCACAUAAAUCAAAGAAUGAGAAAAUCCUGGUUAUCUGUGUUUUAAAUCAAGGAUAGAUAGAUGGUGAUAAGGUUUUUACCACAUAAAUCAAAGAACUUUAAAAUCCUGGUCAGUGGUGUUUUAAAUCAAGACACCCUGUGGAGGUGUGCAUGACUUUCUGUCUUCAAAAAAAAAUUUUCUCCAAAAAGAAAAUUUAAGAUGAAUAAUUUCCCACUAACAUGGACCACUCUGUAACCUGACACAAGUGUCUGAAUGGUCGGCGAAUGUACUUUGUUUCAGAAUGCCUUCUAAUGUAUCAAAGGCACCAUCGGCAGCCUAUCCUGGACGCUAUGAUAAACUGGACACCACAGAGAUCAGGGACCUCUUGGUCUGCUUCUUGCAUAUACUAAAGCAUCUACCUGAAGGUAACUGUGAUGUUGACUUGACCGAGGACCUGGGGUGAAGUGAGGGUGUGGCAUGCUAGCACAACUUUUGAGGCUCUGAGUAUUUGGAUAAUUUAUUCAAUAUUUGAAUACUGAAAAUAUAGUCCAACUAUCAUCUGAAGGGAUUGAAGAGACACUGAGCUAAUUUUGGCAUGUUUCCUUGAAAGUAUUAAUUAUUCAUGACCGGGGGGGUUUAUUUGAAUACUGAAAAUAUAGUCCAACUAUCAUCUGAAGGGAUUGAAGAGACACUGAGCUAAUUUUGGCAUGUUUCCUUGAAAGUAUUAAUUAUUCAUGACCGGGGGGGUGGGGGGGGGGGGAGAUAAGAUGAAUAAUUGGUGCUGGGGUCCAGUGAGAUAAGCUGCAUAAUGGGUGCUGGGGUCCAGUGAGAUAAGCUGUAUAAUGGGUGCUGGGGUCCAGUGAGAUAAGCUGUAUAAUGGGUGCUGGGAGUCCAGUGAGAUAAGCUGUAUAAUGGGUGCUGGGCGGCUAGUGAAAUAAGCUGAAUAAUGGGUGCUGGGGUCCAGUGAGAUAAGCUGUAUAAUGGGUGCUGGGAGUCCAGUGAGAUAAGCUGUAUAAUGUGUGCUGGGCAUCUAGUGAGAUAAGCUGCAUAAUGGGUGCUGGGGUCCAGUGAGAUAAGCUGUAUAAUGGGUGCUGAGGUCCAGUGAGAUAAGCUGUAUAAUGGGUGCUGGGGUCCAGUGAGAUAAGCUGUAUAAUGGGUGCUGGGAGUCCAGUGAGAUAAGCUGUAUAAUGGGUGCUGGGGUCCAGUGAGAUAAGCUGUAUAAUGGGUGCUGGGAGUCCAGUGAGAUAAGCUGUAUAAUGGGUGCUGGGAGAAGAUAAAAAAAUGAAUGUCUUAAAUGAGCUGUAACUUUCUUAGAGAGGAAAAUAAAUAUUUUAGAAAUGGAAUAUCAUCCCAUUAAUUUAAAUUAAUUCGAGACAUUGAUGGUAAGAAUGAUAACAAACAAUGGUGUUAGCCAACUAUCUCAGUAUCCACUGGGAAAGCUUCUUAUCGGUCACCAAUUCAUCAUAUCAAAUUCAUCAUACACAAUUUACUUUACUCAUUGUUGCUUGCUCAUUAUAUGGCUUCAGAUAAAUGUUAUUUCUAUACUUUCUUGUAUUGAAUUGUAUCUUACUUCAUGUACUUGAUGAUAUUGUUCAUAUUUCUGCUAAGUCUUGCUAGAAAUUUAAGUGUGAAAAGCCUCAAAUUAUCUGCAUAAUGCUGGAUCUGUUUUCUCUCUUGGCAUUGCUCUCAACCAUUGUAACAUGGUAAAAAUGCUUGCUUAGCCUAUUGUCACAUAUUGCCUAUCAUAACAUAUUGCCUAUCUUCACAUAUUUCUUAUCUUCACAUAUUGCCUAUAAUCACCUAUUGCCUAUCUUCUCACAGAUAUCCUUUUAGGCUGGUUCAACAACUCUUCAGAGCUUGAUAUUAUUGACUUCUUCUCUUUGCUGGAGUAAGUUUUAUUUUUUUUUUAAACUGUUUCUAAAUUAUAUUUUAUUAUCUGCUCCCACUGUACUUAGAAUAUGCUGAAAUUCUUCCUCACUUUAUUGUAUGUCACAUUGGCAACUAUAAAAUACAUUUGUCACUUCCAGGCUGUGGCAUAAAACAAAUAAGAUAGUUCAUUAAUCUUUAUUUAGUAUUUCUUGAUGUCAUUGAACAAUUCUGCAGUUGCAAAUAAGUUCCAUAUGAAUUUUUAUGCUCCAGGCUAGGCCUCAAACACUUCCAGUACCAGGGCCGCAAGAAAAUAGUUACUCUCAGGUAAACUCUCAAAAUGUCAAUGUGUAAACACUCAAAAUGUCAAUGUGUAAGCACUCAAAAUGUCAAUGUGUAAACACUCAAAAUGUCAAUGUGUAAACACUCAAAAUGUCAAUGUGUAAACACUCAAAAUGUCAAUGUGUAAACACUCAAAAUGUCAAUGUGUAAACACUCAAAAUGUCAAUGUGUAAACACUCAAAAUGUCAAUGUGUAAACACUCAAAAUGUCAAUGUGUAAGCACUCAAAAUGUCAAUGUGUAAACACUCAAAAUGUCAAUGUGUAAACACUCAAAAUGUCAAUGUGUAAACACUCAAAAUGUCAAUGUGUAAGCACUCAAAAUGUCAAUGUGUAAACACUCAAAAUGUCAAUGUGUAAACACUAAAAAUGUCAAUGUGUAAACACUCAAAAUGUCAAUGUGUAAGCACUCAAAAUGUCAAUGUGUAAGCACUCAAAAUGUCAAUGUGUAAACACUCAAAAUGUCAAUGUGUAAGCACUCAAAAUGUCAAUGUGUAAACACUCAAAAUGUCAAUGUGUAAACACUCAAAAUGUCAAUGUGUAAACACUCAAAAUGUCAAUGUGUAAGCACUCAAAAUGUCAAUGUGUAAACACUCAAAAUGUCAAUGUGUAAACACUCACAAUGUCUGUCAAUGUGCCCCGUGUGUAAAUGCUUUCCUCAAUUUGUGUUUUGAACUUCUCUUUUUGCAGCUCUGAUUAUAAGUGUUCAAUACUUAUGCUUUCAAAAUGACAUUCAAAAUCAAAACGUUGAAACUACAAAUGACUUGCGAAAUGGCUAUCCACAUUUGUGAACUGUACCAACCAAAAUAAAAUAAUGAUUAAUCAGUUCAUUCUCAUAAUGAAUCAUUCUUGAGCUCAACUGAUGGCAUCUAACUUGCCUCUGGGCAGACUGUCCUAUAAAGGAAUCGUAACAAUUUAAGUUAUGUGUUACUUAUUAAAGAAUUCUUAUUAAAGAAGUCUCCUGGCUUGUUGACAAAUGAUUUCAUUUUAGUACAGUAUGCGGAAAUAGCUUUCAUUUUGCAUUGUUUAUCUACAACUGACCCCAUUUGCAUAUUCCAAUGGCGGUUGUUGCCCUCUCAAGUCACAGAGUCACGCUGGUGUGCUGUGGCUGACUGGUUGGGGCAGUCAAUGGAAAUUAAUUUAUUUUGUUACCCUCUCAAGUCAUAUUUUUAGUGUGCUGUGACUGACUGGGUGGGGGAAGACAUUAAGAAAGCUUCAAUGCCAAUUAAUAUAUUUUGUUACCCUCUCAAGUCAUAUUUUUAGUGUGCUGUGACUGACUGGGUGGGGGAAGACAUUAAGAAAGCUUCAAUGCCAAUUAAUAUAUUUGAUGAAACUCUCAGACAAUUCAAUAUAAAACUGUAUUAUCCUUUGUUAUACCAAAUAUUACUUCUCUUUUGAAGGAAGGCAAAACCCUAUGGUGUUUGUUGAAAUAAUAGUGUUGUCAAAUCAAAUUAGAACUUGACAAGCUCUCGCCAGACAUGCUAAGAUUUUAUUGACCUGUGUGUGCUAAUGAUCACGCCAUUUUUAUGUCUCAGCAUGAUAGGAGGUCAGAUGAUAGGUGGACAGAGUAAGUCCUCCACGAUGCCAACACCGUUACAGAAUCAGCGUGGACGCCCCAUCAGUUUGUCAUCACAGAGAACUCCUAGCCAGUAUGGAGAUAUGAUCCCUGAAAGUUUUCACAGUAUGUGCCUUCAAAGUAUCUGUUAAGCAUGUAUUUUGUCACAGUAUGUGCCUUCAAUGUAAUCUGUUUAGCACGUGUUUUGUCACAGUAUGUGCCUUCAACGUGUCUGUUUAGCAUGUGUUUUGUCACAGUAUGUGCCUUCAAAGUAUCUGUUUAGCAUGUGUUUUGUCAAAGUGUGUGCCUUCAAAGUAUCUGUUUAGCAACGUUUUUUUCACUAAUUGCUCGUUUGGUUACUUAGUAGUUAUUUUGUUACUUUUUAGUCCUUUAUAAUUUUUUAAAUUACUGGUUUUUUAUUUUUUUAGACUAUGUUAGUAAUCCUCAAAAUAUAAUAUUAUUUUCACCUAUGCCACAACGUUCUCAUCACUUAACAAAUUCAUCAAAUAAACUAACUUGACAUCAUACCUUACAUGACAUUAUACACUCAUGACAUACCCUGCAUGAUGAUAUCCCUUACAUAACAUUAUACCCUCCAUGAGAUCACACAUACCCUGCACAACAUUAUAUCCUAACCUACAUAACAUUAUACCCUCCAUGACAUUAUACCCUGCACAACAUUAUAUCCUAACCUACACAACAGUAUACCCUCCAUGACAUCAUACCCUGCACAACAUUAUAUCCUAACCUACACAACAGUAUACCCUCCAUGACAUCAUACCCUCCAUGACAUCAUACCCUCCAUGACAUCAAACCCUCCAUGACAUCAAACCCUCCAUGACAUCAUACCCUGCACACUGUUGUAACAUUGACUUAAUUCCACUUGUCCACUGUCCUUGUUCCAUCCCAAGCACCGACACACUCGGAUGCUGAUGCCAUGAUCCGAGCCCUGCAGGAGGCAAACAUAUCCACAGAAGUUGGUCUCAUAGUCUUGGACGUUCUCAGCCUUUUCUGUACAACAUUCAAGGUAAGCUUCUCAGCCUUUCUGUACAACAUUCAAAGUAAGUUCAUGUCAUCUGUAACUUGGGGGCUUUCAUUUUGGAAAAUAAAGUCUUGCAUGCAGCGUUUCCCAAAUGCCGGGUCCUGACCCAGUACCAGGCCAUGAAAGCAAAAGUAGCGGGUAUUGAAAACCUAGCUAUGUGCUUGUUUUUUUUUGUUUUGCUGUUUGGUUAGUUAAGGAUAAGGAUUUGUCUCAUUCUGUAGAAUGUCCAUCGAGGCGUGCAUGAGAAUGUGAAAGCAAAGUACCACGCAAUUUUUUUUAAAGUUUAAAUGCUUUUCUUUAUUAAAAGAUAUAAAAACUGUAUGGACGUUCAUAUCUGUUUUAUGUCACCUGUUGGCAAGACAAAGCUGUACAAGUUUUGGUGGGUCUUGAAAGAGAAACAACUGGGCCACACACAAAAAAUAAUUGGGAAACUUUGAUGUAAAGAAUUUUUCUCCUGAAAUAUAUUAACUUGUCAUGAAAUGAUCAUAUAAGAAUUUGAUUUUCCCUAUUGAUGUGACACAAGGGACAAAUUACAUCAAAUAAAGAUUGUUGAAACCCCAUAAAUGUUGUUUCUUUAAAUGUCACAGCUCAGUGUGUGUGUUGAAAAAGACAAUAUUGCCCUAUUAAUGAUGUGUCCCUUGGUUUGUGCCAACAGAAAGAUCUGGAGGCCAGAGGGGGAGAUAACAGCAUGAUGCGUACAGUCUUUCAGCUGUAUCUAGGCUUCCUUAGGUCCAGCCAGUCAGAGACGUUGCAGAAACAUGUUUUUGGUGCGUGGAGGGCAUUCAUAAAGAAGGUCAGUCAUUUGUUCUUUUCUGCUCUAUGAUUUUACAUAUUCAACCAGUGUCUUAACCUAAUGAACGCUAUAACUGCUAAAUCCGGCCAGCACUGAUUCAACCAGCGUCUUACCCUAAUGAACGCUGUAAUUGCUAACUCCGGCCAGCACUGAUUCAAUCCCAUUACGGCCAACUCCGGCCACUCAACACUUUUGUUUACACACUGCUAAACAGAAAGUAGAAAUCCCCCAUUUAAAUGAAAAUCUUGCUAGAAAUGAGACCAAGGGAGACUACUGUCCUUAAAAAUAUUUUUUUUAAAGUCAAGUACUUCAUAAAAAAUUGACUUUAGGAAUUAACACAAGAAAAGUAUUAGGGAAUAAUGCUACACAACACACAAAGCAACCAUUUAUGAAUGAUAAUCAAAUUAUUGCAUAUUAUACAACAGUAAGGGUGGAGUUGUUCCCCUUUGGCUGGGGGGGGGGGGGGCCAAAAUGAAAAAUUUUGGCGGGGGGGGGGGGGUCCAAAUGCUAAAAUUUCUGAACGCCCAGUAUUGAAUGGGUUAACCAUGUUUAAUUCACAAACUAUGAAUGAGAGCCACUCUGGAUUUAAAUUGUAAUAUGUAAUUGAGCUUAACAUGUAUAAUAAGGUGAUAGGAAACUAUAAUAGAGGUAUUUGUAUUUAAUAAGGUGAUGGGAAAACAAAAUGGUUUAUCAAGACUGUCUCUAAACUAAGUGAGGUACACUUGUAUGUGUGAUGAAGGCAUGUGCCGAAAUGUAUACUUUUGUAUUGUGUAAAAUUAUUAUUAAAGCUUACCUUAUAUUGUUACAUUGACACGAUUUGUUGGUGUCUAAUUAAUCUAAAACAAGUGAACUUGAUUUUUUUUUUUUUUUCGUCAUUACUUUUUGUCAUUAGCCAAAGAAAUUUAUUGUAAUUUAUUUUUGAUGCAAAAUGUGUACAAAAUUUUAUUUCAAUAUCUUUUGGGCCUGUCAAAUCUUUGGUCUUCUUGAUGCAGGUCCCACUGCAUGGUGCAUUAUUUAAGUUGAUUCUGUAUGUGUUGAAAAUUAUAUAAAGUCAAUUCAAAUCCAUUAAAUGUGUAACAAUGAUCUAAGUUUAAAAAACCUAUUAUUAUGUCCUGAUUAGUUCCAGCAAGUGUUGUUCAAAGGCAGCGCCGACAUGUGUGGGGAGCUCUGCUAUGAGGUAAGAUGACAAACAAGAUUCAUUCACUGGGUUAGUAAGGUCUGAUCUAGUCCCAUUCACAUUGAUUCAUAGUGAGAGCACAAGGGCUUUUUUUUUAAACUCUUUGGAUUUAUUAAUAGAUCACUCUGCACAUUUUCUUUUCUUUUUCUGGAUCCCACAUCAACAUUUAGUUAACAUAAAUAAAGUCUUUUCAUUUAAUAUAAUCAUUUUUCAAUUAUAGGAUAGUUAGAGCAUGUUUUUUUAAAAAUUCCUGCUUUCUUGGUAUAUUUUAAAUAGGCAGCUUUCUUGUUAUUUAGUCACUGAAGUUUAUUUCUGUGCUGGCAGAAUAGAAACAUGAAUAACAAAAAGUCUCUUUAAAACCAUCUGAAUUGACCUGUUCUAUGUUAUAAUAAAAAUAUCAAUUAGAAAAUUUCAAUGUUUAAUAAUAAGAUGAAUAAUGGAGAUGAAUUUAUCUGAAACAAUGUUAUAUUUUAAAGCUCUGUUCACUGAACUAAAAAAAAAAAACCUCGAGAGGGAAAUAAAUGUGCCUGUUGCAAUUGGUUGUUUUCAUUUCCUGUGCAGAUUUUAAGGUGCUGCAACUCCAAGCUGAACUCUACCAGGCGAGAAGCCUGCGCCUUGCUUUACCUGCUGAUGAGAAGCAAUUUUGAGUUCUCAAACAGAAAAAGCUUCACUCGUGUACACUUACAGGUAAAUACAUUGUCUGAAUAUAGAAAUACUGGUGGAUGCAGUUAAAUACAUUACAUCUCCUCUAUAUAGAAAUAAAAGUGCAUGUUGAAAUAGAAAUUCUACUCGGGACACAUCCACUGGCAGUUUAUUGUUUUGAACCAGGGAUUGUCAACCUUUUUCUUAUGGGGGGAACCCUAGACUUAGCAUCCUCCAGAUUUUAAAAUUGAAACCAAUGCAAAGGAAGAGUGAUAUGGACAAAGGAAGCCCCUCGUAUUCACAGACCUUCAGAAGGCAAUUUACUGGAUCAGCUGAAGCAGAUUUGUAAUGACCCUUAUAGGAAAAAAGGGAUUUCACUGCUGUCAUCAGGUUGUUUCACUAGGAUAUACAUAUCUCAGAAUAGUUAAGAGAAAUUCCCAGUCAGCAUUGGAGUGAAGCAAGGUAUCAUCUUUUUCUCCAUGUUCCUUCAAGAUGUUGUGAAGGACUACAAAUUAGGGAACAUCCACACCAGUCUUUUCAAGCUAAUUCAAAGUUAUCCACCUCUUAUCAAAGAUUAAGUCUAAAACGUUCUCACCCAUGAACUGAUCUUUGUAACAAUAGGGCCUUAAAAAGAAAUAGUUCAUUUGUAAGUUGCUUCACUCCCGCCUUCAAGGAGUUUGGACCGGCCAUCAGCCAGAAGGAGAUAAAUGUCUUUGUGGAAGAAGUAUUCUCACCUAACUACCAUUUUUAAGGGAUUCACCAUGGGCUUUGGAAAUUGACAUAACUUGGAUCCACCAUCUCAUGCUUACUAUCCCAUUAAUGAUGUAAGAAACAAGAUAUUGCCAAAGCAGCAGCCUCUAUGGUAGAUUGAACUAGGGGGUCUGGUACUUUACCCUCAAAGAUGGGACACAAGUAUGCAUCUUUCAGGCAAUAUCCAGACUCUCCAGCCAUAAGCUAAAAUUCAACAGCUAUCUUCUGAAAUGUAAAUUUCAAUAGCUUUUGCCUGAGAUUUAUGUUUCAACAGCUUUCACCUGAGAUAAAUUGUUCAUCCUUCGCAGGGGGGAAGAUGACCAAGACAAUGCUUGUCCUGUGUAGUAGCCUUGACUUGAGCUGUAGCCUUAACUUGACCAGUAGCCUUGACUUGAGCUGUAUUUUCUUUAUUAAAUUCUUUAAUAAAAAGAAUUUGAUCAAAUGGCCAGACUUUGUGAGGACGACUGGACAUAGACUAGGAUGCAGCAGAUGACCAGCGGUGUGUCUUGUGUGUAUCACUGUCCACUUUAUGCAUUCAACAUCACAGGAGUUGUCAGAGUUUUGAUUGUGUCAAUAUGCUGCCUAUGGGACUGAAUCUCCGAGUUCGAUUUUAGAGUUUCUCCUCUCUUAGAUGAUUUGCGAUCCAAGGUUAACGAGUCCCAUCCACCCGGGUGUGCUGAUGAUGCUUUUGCUUUUGUUGGGGGCUUGAACUCCAGUCCACUAGCUUGGGAUUGACUCAGCUUAGGCCACUGGGCCACCCAAGUAACCAAUAGUGUUGCCUUAGAAUAUGCCCAGCAUGUCCACUCUCAUUGAAAACACCUUCACAAUGACUUCUGCAUGGGAAACUUCCCUUAGAGGCAUAUCUACUGGACAGACGUAUCUUCAUGACGGGGAAAUAUGCACAAAACGUAGAAACCUCAACUACAUGUAGGACUGUGAAGCUGAUGUCUUGCUGUGAAACAAUGAGGCUAAAUAGCCUUAUGAGGUACGAGAUGCUAACUUUUCUAAAAGCAGACUUAGGAGAAAGCCUUUAAAAAAAACAAAGCUUUUGACAACAUGGGAAAUGCACCAGUGACUGUAACUCCAGAUUAAGACUCUUUCAACACUUCCUGUAGGUGCAGAAAGCAAUUUCAGAUUAUAAAUAUUUUGCCUCAUGAACUUUUUCAAAAAAUUUUAUGUGUUUGGUGAAACUUGUUCUUUAUUUCUUUUGUUCAUUUAGACAUAUUUUGAAAUAAUAUCUAUUACAUUUUAUUUCCUUUUUCUGAUUUGCCAUGUUCCGUCCCCCACCAACAAAUGAUGUGUUUGGCAAUGGUGCAUUUAGCACACUGUUAAGUUUCAGAUAAUAGAGGGUUGAACCCAAAACAAAACACUUAUCAACCAGUUCAAAUUUUUUCAUUACGGCUGUAUCAGUUGUGACUUGUGAAAGCAAAUGUUUCAACAAAAUACCCCUCAGGUGAUCAUUUCUGUGUCCCAACUGAUCGGCAUUGUCGUUGGACUCAGCACGACACGCUUCCAGGAAAGCCUGGCCAUCGUCAACAACUAUGCCAACAGCGACAAGAGUAUACAGGUAACUACAGCAUUUCAUUUUAUGUCCAUACCUUCAAUUUUCAAUAUAAAAAUAUUUUUUUUAACUCUUAGGAACAGUGUUACAUGUAUAUGAACCUUUCAGAAGUUGUGCAUGCUUCUAUCAUUUUUUAUUUACUAUGCAAGCUGUAAAUGGACUGUGUUGAGUUUAUUUAGCCUUAAGCUUUCACAACACAUUUCCAGCCUACUAGUCUCAACUGUUAGACUUUCAAUAUAACAUUGCUAUGACAGACUUUCAGUAUAACUUGUGCUAUGACAGACUUUCAGUAUAACAUUGCUAUGACAGACUUUCAGUAUAACAUUGCUAUGACAGACUUUCAGUAUAACUUGUGCUAUGACAGACGUUCAGUAUAACAUUGCUAUGACAUAAUACUUGUUAAAAUAGGUUCAGGUGGGUUUAGCAUGACUUUCAGGUAAUCCAUUCUUGGCAGAAAUGCUUUUUGUUUAAGUUGAAAAUUUAAAGAAAUAUUUGUCUAACAAAUAAAAUAAUUAUUUUAAUUUAUUUCUAUACUUAUUAUUGAAAUGUAUCUAAUUAUAGUCUUGACCAACACUCAUUAUAUUCUUGGAUGGCUUGGUUUUUUUGUUUUUGUUUUUUUUCCCUUCUUUUUUUUUUAAAUUUUAGUUUCAAUUUUUUGGGGAAUCAACAAUAUCUUGCUAUUUUAAAUAUAGUUAAAAAUAAUCCCAGUUAGAAGAUUAUAUUAGCUAGUUCUAAGAUUAAUUUAGCUUCUCAUCCUGUUCUUGUUGCCUCAGCAUUUAGAUCAGAAGGAACUUACAGUGAGUGACUUGAUUUUUGUACAGCUUCUCCUAGAUUAUCUUAGUCACUUUUGGUUCUUUUUUUUUCUUUUCUUUUUUUUUCUUCAAAUUUACAAUAAUUCUUUUGGGAUAAUCUGCAGUAUUUAUGAUCUUCUGGGGAAGCCGUUCAUGAAAUUUCAUGUUAUUUCUUCUUAAUUUAAAAAAUAUUACUAUUGCUUUGAUUUUGAUAGUAUAUAGUUUGUCAUCUCAAAAUUGAAUCUUUAUUAUCAUAACAUAGCCUCUAUUAAUCUUUUUUGUUUUGUUUUUUGUUUGAUUUGUUAUUUUUUUAAACACAGUUUUGAGACUUAACGUUUAUCAUAGUUCUAAUCAUUGCAAAAAUCUAUUCCCACACUAAGCCUGCAAGCAAGAAUUAUUUUAAUUGUGUGGAAUCUCCUCACUCUAGUAUAUGUUCUUGUUCUCUAGCAAGGCUGCAGUGCUAGCUUAGUCCGUAACCCAUUUCAAUAUUGCUUUAUACUUUGCAUACCGCCACCUUUCAUUUCUUUCAGUUAUGUUGUUAUUAUUUGUAUUUAAAUUUUAUGCUGAUUAAAAAAAGAAAAAUUAACAAGCUUCAUCUGAUCCAGUAAAGCAAGCUUUAAACUCUAUUCCCACUUUAACUUUGAAUUAUACAAAGAUAUGAUAAAUACUUGUUAGUAGUAGUUAGCUUGAUUGGACUAUGCACUGUGACACACUCCCUUACCAAUGACAUGAAUUAUUUAGUUCAAGAAUUGCUAAAUUGUUUCCUGAAACAGCUGUAAGUUACAUUGACCACAUAACGAUACAUUAACUCAGUGAGACUCAUUGAAAGCAUCUUCGGGAUACUGUUCAUUUUCAGUUGAUGCAGAUUCAUAGUAAAAAAAAUAUUGCUGCUGCUCCUUUUUUAUUUAUAUGAAUUAAGUUAAAUGAAAAAGGUUCAUAGAUUGAGUUACAUGUUUUUCUUGUAUGGAAUGAGUCAUGUUUAUAUCUUGAGCUUCACUGUUCAAUUGUGUGGCUGUUAUAAGGAGGUUGUUACUGGCUUCAGAGAUAUAUGCAAAAUGAAAUAAUGACAACCACUGUCAUUAUAAAUCAGAUGGUUUGGUUAUAUUGCUAAAACAUCUAUCUUAAAUUUAGCUCAAAGAUUCUAUCUGAAUUUUACAUUUAAGUUACAUUCUGAUUUUCCUUGUAUCUAAACUGAUUGCAACCUCUAGACCAGUGUUUGGCAAUGAGUGGCUCUGGGGCCACAUGAGGCUGUUUGAAAGGAGAGAUGCAACUCUUUUACUAAUUGAUAAUGACAUUUAAAAAAUAUUUUUUUUUAAGAGAUAUAAUUUAUAAAAAUGACUCCUCAAAUGAAAAAAAAAAUGUUGCUGAUCCCCUGCUUCAGACAAUGUUUAUUGUUUUAGAUGAAAUAAAAGAAAAAUUCUAUUUCACUGGUGAGGGCUGCUAUUCAUUCAUAUUAUAUCCGCCUGCUGUCCUCACCCCACAUACUUCUUAUGUAGUAUAUAAAAUAUGACAAGGUAGGGUAGGGGAGAAGGUUUCCUGUUAUCAUCUCAUCAUGAAAUGCCUGCAGACAAAAGUACAUGCAAAAAUCAGACUGAAUGUGUCUGAAGAGCUCAGACAUCAAAAUAAAGCAGAUCAUGAUAAUGUUACAUGGCUCUACUGUCUAAACUUGAACAUGGAAGUGUUUUUAAUCAGCUUUAUUGUGCAUUCCAUCUUCAAGAAUGUCUUUCUCUAUUAUUAUUUCUGGAUGGGUGCUAGAAAUGAGUCUUUCUUAGAUUUUAAAAUAAUUAAUCUGGCGGGUGUGCUUCAUUUUAAUUUGAAUUUAUGUGGCUCUUUUAUUGACAGAAUUUAUUUGUUCAAUGGACAAAAUGUGUUCUGUAUGGAUUGGAUAUGCAAAAUAUAUGUUAUGACAAGUUUGUUAAAGUUUGAAAAUAUUACUUAAAUUACUUAGACUUUCAAAAAGGAUUUAUUUAUUUAUAGAACUAAUUUCUUAUUUAAUAAUGAAUAACGUAUCUUCAUUUUAGACUGAGACUUUGAAUGUAUUAACUAGACACAAUGUUAAACUUUUAUUAUGAUAAUAGAUGUAAAUGUCUCUGAACAACUAACAGGUGAUAGCAGGGGAGAUAACUGCUGAUGUUUACAACCGCCUUUAAAUUGCAAUUUAAAAUGUUGCUUUGUCUGAAUAGUCAGUUUUUUUAAAAACUUAAUAUUCAGCACCCCAGCUGACAUCAAGGAACACCCCUAAAUGUUAAAUAUUUUAAUUUUGGCUCCACUUCAUAAAGAACAAUAUACAAAUAAAGUUUUCUCUGAAGACUUUAUUUUGUUAAAAAUAUAAGGUUAAUAAAAAAUUAUUAUUGUUUUGUUGAACUCUAUUUAAAUUUAGAAUAAUAGUUUCUUCACCAAAGUGUGUUCUUUUAGAAUACAAGCAUAUAAUCUUUUCUUAUCCCCUUUUAUGUAACUUGACAUGAACACAUUCUGCUCGUUUCAUGUUUCAACUUUUUUAGACCAAUUUUAAACAUUUCUCUGUAUCCUAGACAAGGGAUUGGACAAGUAAGGCCCAUGAGUCACAUCCGUCUAGCUACUCGGGCUUAUCAGAGUAAUAGUAUCUUUGAAGUGACAAUCUGAAGGAUUGGCAAUUGUGCAUUAGAAUGCUUAGACCGGAGGGGGGGGGGGGAUUACAAAGGCAUUGAUCAGUGCAAUUUAGAAAGGAUGAAAUUAAAGAGUUGAAAGUAGACUAUUUCCUAAAGAGUAGAAAGAAGUCUAUUUGCUCUAUGAGUAGAAAGUAGCCUAUUUUGUCUAUUUGAAAGUAGCCCAUAAAGUCUGCAAGCUAGCACAUUUGUUAUAUGCUGGGGUUAAAACAUGGAGUGUCAUUCACCUCCAUGGCUUCAAUUAUCAGUACCACCAAUUCUGUCAGUCGGCUCCGUUGUGAAAAGAUUUUGAUGCAAAGUUUUAUAUCUCAGUGCGGAUAUUAAGAUCUCAAAUUUUCCUUUAAAAUAGGGAAUUGCUUUGGAAAUUAGUUGUUGUUUUUUUUUUUGUGUAGGUUUGACCAAAAAAAUGAACGAACUGAAUCUUAGAUUACAAGGCGGCGCAAGCUUGUCUUGGACAUAUACGCCAAUUUAAAUGCCUUUCGGAAAAAAUUAAUGUUCUCGCGCUUCCAAUUUGCUAAAGAAGCGAGAGGCCGAUUCCCAUGCGAGUUUGUGCAGUUAGUGCUUUCUGAUUCCCAUGCCAGUUUGUGCAGUUAGUGCUUUCUGAAUCAAGACAGCAGUUUCAGGAUCAUUUUCUGAUCUAGAUGGAAGUGCAACAAAAAUAAGAACAUUUUGAAACCUAGCAUUGCUGAUGAGCUGUGAGCUGAACUUUAAAUUGAAGGGAUCAGUCUGCAGCCCAAUGAUAUUUUGAAAGACAGAAACACAGUGGUGACACUGAUGGACUUGAAAUAAUGGGUCCCAGGUUACAGGCUCAUUAAACAGCCUUUGCUCAUGAAGUAAUUUCAGUCUUUUGUUAACCUAUUGAUGGAGUACUUGCCAGCAAUUUUGAUCACAGGAACUACUAACUUUGAGCCUAGAAUAAUUGGCAUUAUGUCAAAAAGCACUGUCUUCACACUUCUUACUGAUUUAGAACAAUAUUUUAUCAAAUCUCAAGUCUCAAUAAAUCUAUGGAAUAUGUGUGAUAAAAGCAAUAAUUUCUUGCUUCAUUUUACAUUUAGUUGAUUUAGACAAGGAAAAAAGUUUGUUCUUACAUGCUUUGAAUAUUCAUUUUUAUAGAAUAAAAAUGUGUGAAAUAUUCAGAUAGUAAUAUGGGCCUAUAUGGUUUAUGACAACCAUCAGGCCCCCAGAGUCUGACAAGAUCUUCAUACCACCCCUCCUCAAAAAAAGUAUGCAGACUCCUGCCCAGAGAGUUAAAAUUUGGCAGACAGUGUCAUUUCUUCACGUUUCUGCACAUUUUAAAGUUUGAUUCAUUCUCGAUUUAUGCAAUAUGAAAAUCAUGUAGUUAACAGAUUUUUUAAAAAUUUACUUUUAAGUUGAAAUUUGAAUUAUUUUAAUCUAGGGAAGCAACAUUUAUUUUUCUUGUUACUUUGCCCAAGAAAUUAGAAAAAUAUGAUAAUAUUUCAUGCUAGAAAAUUUUGAAACCAACUGUUUUGCAGUAGGUAAAAGUUAGGGAGAUAACCAUCUUGAAAUGGAUGGAGGGUUUGGUUGGAGUUACUUCACUUUGUUUGUUAGAGAUGAAGCGAAUAGAUUAUUUAAAAGAACUAAACAAAGAAGGACUUUUAUAUGAAACAUUUGUCCUUCCCCAUGUAAAACUCUUUUCAUAACAUAAAGAUUUAAAAUAAGAUCUCUGCCUUAACAUUAAAGAAACUAAAAUAAAAACGUGUGAAAUUUUGACUUAGAGAUGUAUUUCUCCCAAUAGAAACAGUGCGUUAGGAAAGAAAUAAUUUUUAAUGUCAUAGUUAAAGAUUGAUUUUUAAUCGUUGGGUUUUUUUUUAUGACUUUAGUUUGUUUUAUAAUAUUUUAAUUUUGAACUUUCAUUCUAAAUUUUUUUUUUUAAAUAUUCAUUUAUUUAACAAUUCUUUGGAUUUAAGUAACUAUUUUUAUUUACUUAAAAAUGUAGUUACCAGACUAAGGAAAAUACAAAAUAUAUGUAGAUCUAUUGAUUAUCUGUCAAAUGUUUUCUAUGGAUUCUUUUUUUUUUCCCUGACCCUGUCACAUGUGACUGAUCACCUUUUGAAGAUUGGGUAGCCAGUAACUGUAGCACUCAUGUGACUGAUCACCUUUUGAAGAUUGGGUAGCCAGUAACUGUAACACUCAUGUGACUGAUCAUCUUUUGAAGAUUGGGUAGCCAGUAACUGUAACACUCAUGUGACUGAUCACCUUUUGAAGAUUGGGUAGCCAGUAACUGUAACACUCAUGUGACUGAUCACCUUUUGAAGAUUGGGUAGCCAGUAACUGUAACACUCAUGUGACUGAUCACCUUUUGAAGAUUGGGUAGCCAGUAACUGUAACACUCACGACAUAAAAAAAAUGUUCCCACAACUUAAAUAUUUGUUCCUAACAGUUGCAGUUAGUCUUCAUUUGAUCUGUUCAAGAAUUGUGAAAAUACAUUUGUAAAAAAAUAAAAGCACUUAAGAUUUUGGGGAAAACGGAGAGGGGGUGUGUGUGGGGGUGGAUAGAUGGCUCAAGUCUUUAUUAAUUUUUGGGAUUUCUUUUUAAAUAUAGGGGCAGUUAACAAUGGAAUGGGUUUUUAUUUGGGGCGGGGGGGGGGGGUCUGCAUGCAUUUAUUAUUGGUUUAACCAGGUUACACUUUCUUUUGAACAUUUAACUAUCAAGACAGGAUUAGGUCAACUUACUUCCUUGAAGUAUUCUAUGGCCUAAUUGUGGUGAAAAUAUUCAUGCUGUGUUCCUGGUCAAAGUCAUAGUUUAGUGUCCCAAGGUCUGUUAUACAUAGCUUUUCAUUUGGAACUCCCUUCAUUUCAUCCCAUAUUAAAGAUAAGGACUUGGGGGAGGUUUGACCUAGAACUUGGGGCAUAUGGGGGGGGGGGUGCCUCUGACCUAGAACUGUGUAAGUUAGUGUGAUUGCAGAGACACAUAUCUGCAUGAUAACUUGAAUAAAUUCGUUUUAUGCUGGGCUUCUGAUUUGUGUGAUUUAUGUCCAUGUAUUGUGUUAGGGUGUAGCACCUUGACAGACAGAGUAAGAACCAAUUACAGUGGAAAUGUUACGUGAUGUUUAGGUCCAUGUAUUGUGUUAGGGUGUAGCACCUUGACAGACAGAGUAAGAACCAAUUACAGUGGAAAUGUUAUGAAUUGGUAUGUUGAUUAUGUUUGUUUUUUUUAAAUAUUCCUGUUGUACACAUGAACCAGCAUUAUGCUUAUCUGAUAUGGCAAUUCAAAUACUGUUUCCAUACAUUUUAUUAAGCUUGUGCAUUGAUUUAAUGAUGGCAAAACAUGCUGGGUUUUUUAGUCAUUAUUUAGAGCUUAAUUUCAUUAAAUUUCUACAAAAUAAUCAAUCGUUGCUGUAACUAUAAGUCUAGUUGUACACAUUUUACAGGAAACCCCAUAAACCUUGUGACAGAGAACGUACUUACCCUCAGACAAUUUUACAAAUAUUUUACAGGUCAUUGGGAAGCCCUAGAUUUUCAUAAAUUUGGAGGGAAAAAAUGUGUUUUUUUAAAUAUUCUACUUUUGAGUUUAGAGAGUUCCAGUGACACAAUAUGCUUUUACCAUAAUUCAGAGAGUUCCAGUGACACAAGAUGCUUUUACCAUAGUUUAGAGAGUUCCAGUGACACAAUAUGCUUUUACCAUAGUUUAGAGAGUUCCAGUGACACCAUAUGCUUUUACCAUAGUUUAGAGAGUUCCAGUGACACAAUAUGCUUUUACUACAGUUUAGAGAGUUCCAGUGACACAAUAUGACUUUACCAUAAAUUCUUCACCUGAACUCUAAACUCCAUGAGUUAUGCUGAAUUGUAUUGUAUUUACCCCCCUUUGUGUUACUUCUCUACUGUAAGGCUAAACUUAGUACAAGGCUUUACAGAAUUGUUAGGUUUAAAAAAAUUAAUUUCUUCCAGCUGUUUAAACACUAAUUUAUUUAUUUAUUUUUGUAGAAUGUCAAAAAGAUAUAGACCUAACUAAUUUGAAAGUAAAUCUUUGAAUGGUCAAACUAGAGAAUUUUAAAAAUAAAAUUGUUUGAAUACAAAUCAGUCAGGGAAAUAUUUCUAUAGUGACCUAAAAGUUAAGUAACUUGGAUGAUGGUUGUUGGUUGGUGAGAAGUGGGGGGGGGGAGGGGGGGGGGCAUAUCAUGCGAACCGAUCAUCCAUCUUCUGCGACAGGCCACACAGCAUGAAUGAAAUGCUCCCAAUAGAUGGGCAAUCAUAGUAAAUAAAACCAUGGGGUUAGGAAAAGUGACUCACUGAUAGGGUAGAGAGGAUUUAGUGGUUAAACAAUGAGGUCGUGUAUAAGGGCCCGUUGCUUGAGGCACGCUAGGCUUUGAUGUGGCCUUGUUUAAAUAUGGAACUUGAGUGAUAGUAAAAACAACUUGCUGUGUCAGUAUUAGCAGCAAAGUCAUUAUCUUGGUGCUAGAGCAUAGUUAUCUCUGUGCUAGAACAUAGCAGUUAUCUUUAUGCCUGUCCAGUAAUGUGGAGUAUCUGACAGUUCAAUGUAAGUUUUUAUGUAUAUUAUCAGUGAGAAUGCUGGAAAAUUGCUAUAAUACAUGAUAUUGCAGUGCCUUAAUAUAUUCCUUCCUUUGAAAUGUUUUGGUCUGAACUAGAAGUGUCCCUUUAAGCUGCAGAAAAACAACAAGAUACUGAGAAAUGUUUGUGCAGAUAGAAGAUGGCAGAGCCAGACUAUUUAUUUGUGCAGAUAAAAGAUGGCAGAACCAGACUAUUUGUUUGUGCAGAUAAAAGAUGGCAGAGCCAGACUAUUCAUUGGCUGUUAACAUUUUGAUUUUCUUAACUUUUUAAAUGUUUGAACUGUUGUUAAGAUGUAUUUUAAUGAACUGAAUUUUGUUUCCUAGGCUAACAUUUCUGUCAAAAACCAAAAUACAAACUACAUGUAAACGAGUCCUGUUAUGGUAGUUGCUGCUAGAGCCUUAGUGAUGAAGCACAUUUCUUAUGACUUUGAUCUCAAUGGUUUUAGAGCCUUAGUGAUGAAGCACAUUUCUUAUGACUUUGAUCUCAAUGGUUUUAGAGCCUUAGUGAUGAAGCACAUUUCUUAUGAUUUUGAUCUCAAUGGUUUUAGAGCCUUAGUGAUGAAGCCCAUUUCUUAUGACUUUGAUCUCAAUGGUUUUCGUUUCUGCCUUCAAGAAAACCCCAUUCCCCGGGGAAGUGCGGGACCUGACGAAGAGGAUCAGAACGGUCCUGAUGGCCACGGCCCAGAUGAAAGAAAAUGAGAAUGACCCUGAACUGCUUGUUGACUUGCAGUACAGCCUGGCCAAAUCAUACGCCAGCACACCAGAACUGAGAAAAACCUGGCUGGAUGCUAUGGGGAAACUGCACCAGAGACGAGGGGAUUAUUCUGAGGUUUGUGGGUUGAAUUAAAUUAGCUUAUAGAGAAUGUAUAGUCUUAUGGAAACAUCAAACAGUUAAUUGUCUUAGAUCAGUGGUUCCCACACUGUGUCACUGGGUUUCCGCCAAGGCCUCAUUGGGGUUCCACAGAAAAAAUUAAUUUAAAACCAGAAUUUAAAAUAUUUUGUAAUUAAAAAUGUCUAAUUCCUACUUAUCAAAUGAUCACCUAAUGACAGCAGCUUUAUGUAUUUCCACUAUUUUCAACAUCUUAUACCUCCAGUUUGUCAGAGAUGGUGAACAAGCAAAGACAGUUUCAGAAAAGAAAGACAUUUUUUUUUAAAGUUUUCCUUUCUUUGAAGUUGAAAGAAAAAUACAAUGUCAAUUGUAAUUCUUGACACCAAAAUAUUUUUUUUAAUCCAAUGAGUUCUGUAAAUUUCUGAUUUUGAUAAAAGCUCUAAAUCUACAUGUUGUUUCAUCUUGACCCAGGCUGGAAUGUGCUACAUCCACAUAGCCGCCCUGAUAGCUGAGUAUCUGAAGAGAAGAGGUGAGUUUUGAUGUGCAAAAUUUGAUUUGAUGACUGCACUUUUUUGUUUUCUUAUUUUGAGAGUUACUAUAAAAAGCUUUGUUUCUUACUAUCUUAUAUUUUGUUUGUCAAAGCUGGGUUUUGUCUUCACGCAGCUUUAUGUCUCAAUGGUUUUACUGUUAUUUAAAUUUUCAAAUGGGCUUUUUCGGGAUGUUUUCACAAAAACUUUCAGGAAAUUUAGUUUUGCCUUUUUUUGUUUGGUGUUUUUGUUUUUUGUUUUUUUUUAUUUGUAUUGUUGUUUUUUUCAAUUUUUUUUACUUUAUGAAUAAUUUACAAAUUCUUGUGAUCAUUUGUUCUUUUUAAUGGUAAAAAAUGUAAUUGAUCAAUCGGUUAUUUUUAAAACUGAACAAGUUCAUUGUAUUCUAGUUGAUAAAAACUGCUGCCCAUAUUUUGUGACUUACAUUUGGUUAAAAUAAUUUCUGUUGCUAUCAAUCAAUAAUGAACUAAAGCCUUCCCCUUACUUAUAAUAAUAAUGAUAAUAAUAGUAUCAUGCACUCAACAAUGAGUUUUGACUCAAAGGAAUAUUGAUAUUGUAACUCUGACUUUAGUAAGGCUAAAGUAGAUCCAUUUUCACAGCAGUUUUUCAAGUGACGUUUAAAACAAUAUUACUUUCAUUCCUGUUCGUUUAAAUCAUUUAUAUGCACAACAAAAGUUUAUGCAGUCGCAACUAUACCUUAGACUUGCUCACUUGUUCUCAACAGGGAAAUUAAAAUCUAGUAAGUCGACCACAGUUUUGUGAUGAGUGCAUUUUGGACGGUGUUCAUGGCCGAACUCUAACUCUUGCUACAUCAUAAACAUUAACUCCUAAUUAUUACUUAUUGCUCUUCUCACACUCUUUUAUAAUUUUGUUUUUAAAUAUAAGUGGAAAAACUUUUGUUGAUCACUUUUGUGCCCAGUUCUUUGUUCUUUCCUCUCACGGCAUUCGUUACCUUGCUGAACUAAAUGAGUGUAAUGAAAAAAAACCUGAGUCUAUUUAUGCAGCAUGAUCUACUCAAACUGUCCAAGUUUCUUCUUGUAGUCUUAACAAAACAUUAAACAACAGAACCUAUGAUACUGAGGUUAUGGAACAAACGACCAAACAAUAUUGGAGGGUGACAAACGUUGAACAGUUCUUUUUUUUUUUUUCAAGACCCAAUCAGCUGUCACCAGAAAAGGGGAGGGGCACACUUUUCCUUCCCCUCCCUUCCCCUCCCUCUUAAAAUCCCUCCAGUUACGACCUUCCACUUCCCAGAUAGAUGAGUUCAACUAGAGUUUGUAAAAUCCAACAUAUUCAACAAUAUCUUACUUUACUAAUUGGUAUCUUUUCCUCUCACAAACAUUCUAUGUUCAUGGAGCUGUGUCCAUCAAGGUCUCCAACAACGGUUCAAUGAGACCUUAGAUGAAUGCACUACCAGCUUAACAUUUCAUUUCUCAAAAUUACUAUAGACGCUUUUAUUUUUAAAACUUUUAUCCCGGGUAUAUAUAAAAAAAAAAAAGAAUGACAUUCUAGAACGACUUCAAAAAGUCUUUCAUAAUGUGACAUCUCCAUUCAACUAAAUUAUGAGAACUUAACUUUUUUUUUAGCACACUAUCUUACUAUACAGAAACCUAUAAAUGAGGUGCAGGUUUUUUUAAAUUGCAAAAGCCUGGAUUAUUCCUUCCAAUUUGACCACCGAUAAGUUGAGAUGUUAUCAAAUGAAUUUUGUUUACAUUUUUUACCUUGACCUUUCAGUGUUUACAGACAGGAAUCCACCAAGAAUUAUUCUUCUGUUAAUUAACCCCCAUCAGUUUUCUUGAUGUUGUCUGGUCCACUGCCUUGACGUGUUUUUCUCUUGUGCUUAUAUUGUCAGCUGUUGUAGGCUGAGCAUGUGUUAUGAUGUGUAGCAAAGGAUGGUUUAGUUGUCCAUGUCUCAUAGACACCUCAAAUGAGCUGUUUAAUCAUUUUCAAGGUGUAUAGAGCUUUUAUUGGAGACCUGUUUCGGUGCUGCUUUGAUAGUUUCAUUUCUUAACCAUAUGUUGGUGUCAUUGCGCAAAGUGAACUUGAAAAAUUGUUUUUUUUAAAUUUAAUACCAUAAAUAAAGAAUGUUGCUGCUAUGAUGACUGCAUUUCUAAGUACAGAGGACUGUAGUUAUUGUAUGUUGUUUUUUUGGCUAUAUGCGUAUGCAGUGACAGGGAGAGCAAAAAUCUUCAUCCAAUACUGCUUCUAGUUGAUUGACUUGCGUAAAAUGUGCUAGUAAUUUAGUAUUGAGUAGCUGCAGCAGUUUUUUUAAAGUAAUGACUAAUUCUGAUAUUAAUUAUCCUUUUAUAUGUUUCUGUUUCCUCCUCAUAUUUUUCCAUUAAUGAAUUUAACAAAACAUAUUCAACUCUGAGUCUAAACAUUCCCUUUCUAAGCUUCCAUCUCAUCAAUAUUUGAGAUCAAUUGUGUCAUGUUGAAAUAUAGGAAGCAAAGACUAAAGGCAGCUAAAGCAGUUAUAGUAUCCAUGGCAUUUCAAACAUUUUAUUCAGAGCAUCUCAAAUAUCUGAUUCAAACCGUUUAAAUACAUUUUUGUCCAGAGCAUUUAAAACAUUAAAAAUUGUAAUCUAUAAAAAGAGUUACAUAUUAAUUUGACUAAAUAAUUAGCUAUUAUUUUAUUUUUUUAUUAAUUUCUUUUUGUUAUGGGGAUGUUGGUUUGUGGGAUUCAGGUAAAUUAGUUUAAUUGAGAAAAUCCUGCUGUCUGACACUUGAUGCGUCUGCAUGACUCAGCAGCUGAAAUACCUAUCAAUAUUGAAGGAUGAAUUUUUUCAGGGAGUUACCCACAAGGAUGUUCAUCCUUUGGCUUUAUCUCAUCGAAUAUUGUUGUGGAGGAGGCGGGGAUCAAGGAUGACAGUGGCAUGCAGGACGUCCAGUAUUCAGAGGUAUCUUUUCAAAUGACCAUUGAAAAUAAUGUAUGGGUUUGAAUUGUUGUAGAGUUUUUUUUUGUAUUUUUGAAUGUAACAUUUGUUUAAAAUAGCAGCACAAGGUGUGUGGAAGAUUGAAUCAAAAUUCAGGACAAUAAGAUGUGGACGUUUUGGUUAAGAGCCUUCCUCAGCAGACAAAUACGACAAGAAAUAGAAACUAGUUAAAAACUCAGGUGAUGGCCAUUGUUAUUGCUAAAAGUUAGAUUUUCCAAAACCAAGAUUACAGGAAGUGAAAAAAUUAUUGUGUGUUUUAUGUUUGUGUGUUUUAUGCUUGUGAUAAUUUAUCAUUUCUUUGUGUCAUUAUUGUAUGUUUUAUGUUUGCAAUAAUUUAUCAUUUGAUGAUUGUAUCAUUUUAUGUAUAUAUUAGGUGUCCACCAUAAAUGAUGUCACCCAUGAAUUUGUGACAAUGUGGGAUAAAAGUAUCUAAUUAGUGUUAAAAUUUGUGACAAUGUGGGAUAAAAGUGUCUAAUUAGUGUUAAAAUUUGUGACAAUGUGGGAUAAAAGUGUCUAAUUAGUGUUAAAAUUUGUGACAAUGUGGGAUAAAAGUGUCUAAUUAGUGUUAAAAUUUGUGACAAUGUGGGAUAAAAGUGUCUAAUUAGGGUUAAAAUUUGUGACAAUGUGGGAUAAAAGUGUCUAAUUAGGGUUAAAAUUUGUGAUGACCGUCCAAAAUAUCAUGAUGUCAUUAUAGAUGUCCCCUUUUCAAUCAUUUUAUCUUUGUAUUGUUGUAUCAAUCAUGAUUUUUUUUGUUCCUUAAUAUUUUUGUAUCACUAAUUUUGACUGGUUCCAGGAAACGUUGGUUGAAUUCCUUGAAAAGGGAUCAGAGCUGCUGGAAAAAGCUCAAAGAUUUGAGAUUCUUGGUGACAUUUACAAACUGAUCAUUCCCAUUUAUGAGAAAACAAGAAACUUUCAGGUACGGUGUAGUUUUAUAUUUGGAUAGUGUUACUUGAAAUUGUUGACUGCACCUUUGUCAACUUGUGUCCAAGGAAUUUUUAUAUGCUCCUAACUGAAGGAUUGUUGCUGUCCUCCUUGGCAGCAUAUGUAAAUAAAAACAGGUCUUAUUGAGUCUUAUAAAGGGGGAAGGGCAUGCAUAUUAUAUAUAUAUACAUACACAUAUGCAUAUAUAAAUUAUAUAGAGUCUGUUAUAGUGCAGGAUGUGUAACACAUUAAUUGUCUUGAAGUUGACAUAUAUAAUUUUCAUUAGACUAAUAUUUAUAUUAACAGAAGCUUUUUUUUUCAAUUUAGUUUUGUCUUUCUUUGUUUAUUUUGAUAAUAAUUCAUCUCUCUACUUGAAAAUACCUUGAGUAGACUUUAUUUAAACAAUGAUAUUAUUUAUUAUUGGGAGUUUGGGUUUAAUCUCACUUGAUUGAUCUAUACAAAAUUAUCCCAAUGAAUUAAAAUUUAUUUGCCCAGAACAUUUAAAGAUUGUAUUGGUAUUAGUUGUUUUGUUACAGAAUUUGAUGAUAGGCGUACAGUUUGGGUGUAUUAAAGCAAUCAAAAUAGUAGUGUGAUAUUGGGUGCACCAUCAGUUUGGCCCAGACAAUACAGACCAAGAAAUCAGUCCCCGUCCUAUUCAAAAUUGGCCCAGACAAAAAGGUCCCUGACAAUGUGACUCCCAACAAAAGUGCCCCAGUCAUUUUGGUCCCCAACAAUAAGGCCACCAUCUAUUAGUCUCCAGUCAAAAGGGCCCAAAGAACUGGGCCCACGACAAAAUGUCAGCUGACAAAAGCCUACCCUCCCCUGGUCCUAGAGCAUGACGUACUUCAUGGAAGGACAUGUCCAUAACAGAAAUCAGUUGGUUGUGAAACUUUGCUGCUUUCAGGACCAUUGGAGAAUGCAUUAUAACAUGUCCAUAACAGAAAUCAGUUGGUUGUGAAACUUUGCUGCUUUCAGGACCAUUGGAGAAUGCAUUAUAAAAUCCUAUUGCUGGUCUGAAUCAGAUCCAUAAAACCGAUAAAGUUUUGCCAAAACCAAAAAGAUAUUAACUAUUGUUAAAUUUUAGAUAACUUAAAUACACACCAAAAAUAUAAGUUACACAUUUCUCAUACCCCUCCCCACAGUGGUUCGAGGCCCUGCAUGAUGCAAUUCUGUUAUAAAGCUUUUUAAAGGGGGGAGGGGGGGGGGCUGCAUUUUUGUCAAGAGCUAUUUUGUUGGGGGCCAUGUUUUCAGGGACCCUUUCGUGGGGAGCCAUAUGGGGCUUAUUGAUAGGGGCCCUUUUAUCAGGGUAUUAAUUGAUGGGGCCAUUUUUUGGGGGGCCCUUUUGGCGAGCCGGUUUGUCAAGGCCAAUUUGUCUCAAGCCAUUUUGAUGUGACCAUGUUUUAUGUUUAUCAUUAAACCUGUAAAUUAUAUUUUGUUUCUAAUCUUUCACAUCUAGAUCAGUUCAAGGCCCCUUUUUAAAUAUUGAAUCAUGUCUUAUGUUUCCAUUAAUGAAUUGAUCUGUCACACCAGAAAUUGGAGAGAAGUUACCAGUAUCUGGCAAAGGCCUACGCAAGUGUCUUGGAUGUCAUGAAGACAGGCAAGAGACUGUUAGGGAGGUACUACUUGGUCACCCUGUAUGGCCCGGUAAGAUUGCAGUCAUAAACAUUCCACUCACCUUCAUUCUAAAGUCAUCUAUUGUUUUAUGUAGUUAUUAAUUUAACUUUAAUAAUGUUAUAAUUUUGUGUUCUGUAAGAUAAUGUAAACAAGGGGACAUUCUCUUCUAAUUGAUCAUAGAGCAAACUAAUUGCUUUGUGAGGAGAAACUUUAAAAACUCAGAUUUUUUUAGAUAUAAGUGAAAAACAUUAUUGUUUGGAUUUAAGUGGAGAAGUUCUAUCAAAUGUACAUAACUUUCUCAAUAAAUCUCAUGUGUUUACUCUAUUCUCAGACUUAUUUCUAAAAAAAAUCCCAUGUGUUUACUAUAUUCUCACUUAUUUCUCAAUAAAUCCCAUGUGUUUACUCUAUUCUCAGGCUUAUUUCUCAAUAAAUCCCAUGUGUUUACCCUAUUCUCAGACUUAUUUCUCAAUAAAUCUCAUGUGUUUAUUCUCAGACUUAUUUCUCAAUAAAUCCCAUGUGUUUACUCUAUUCUCAGACUUAUUUCUCAAUAAAUCCCAGGUGUUUACUCUAUUCUCGGACUCUUUUCUCAAUAAAUCCCAGGUGUUUACUCUAUUCUCAGACUUAUUUCUCAAUAAAUCCCAUGUGUUUACUCUAUUCUCAGAUAUUUCUCAAUAAAUCCAUGUGUUUACUCUAUUCUCAGACUUAUUUCUAAAUAAAUCCCAUGUGUUUACUCUAUUCUCAGACUUAUUUCUAAAUAAAUCCCAUGUGUUUACUCUAUUCUCAGACUUAUUUCUCAAUAAAUCCCAUGUGUUUACUCUAUUCUCAGACUUAUUUCUCAAUAAAUCCCAUGUUUUUACUCUAUUCUCAGACUUACUUCUCAUUAAAUCUCAAAUGUUUACUCUAUUCUCAGACUUAUUUUGAAGAUGAAGAUAAGAAAGAGUAUAUCUACAAGGAGCCAAAGGUAACAACCUUGACAGAAAUCAGAGACAGGCUGCACAAGUUGUUUAAUGAGAAAUUCGGUCGAGACAAUGUUCAGAUGAUAAACGAUUCAAAAAAGGUGAGACUACCCUACACACCUUUUUUUUCUUCCAUCAGACUGAGUCUGAGUGCUUUGCUUAAAUUAAUCCAGAUUGUUUAGUGCUUUGUUUCAAGAAAAAUGGCAGGUCAACUGUCAUGGCUUCAGGAUAGAAAAUAGUUUUCUUUAUGGCAUUGAUCGUUAUACAAAUGAAAAGCAAACAUCUUCAUGACUUUUCAGUUAACCCCGAAUGAACUUGACCCAAAGUACGCUUACAUACAAAUCAUCUACGUAACACCGUACUUUGAGGAAACUGAUCUUGGCAACAGGGUGACGGACUUUGAGCGUAACAACAAUGUACGCAACUUCAUGUAUGAGCUCCCCUUCACCCGGUCGGGCAAGGAACAAGGCAGCAUCGAGGAGCAGCACAAGCGCAGGUUUAUUAUAACCAGUAGGUUUAUAUAGUCAGUAGGUUUAUUAUAACCAGUAGGUUUAUAUAGUCAGUAGGAUUAUUAUAACCAGUAGGUUUAUAUAGUCAGUAGGAUUAUUAUAACCAGUAGGUUUAUAUAGUCAGUAGGUUUAUUAUAACCAGUAGGUUUAUAUAGUCAGUAGGUUUAUUAUAACCAGUAGGUUUAUAUAGUCAGUAGGUUUAUUAUAACCAGUAGGUUUAUAUAGUCAGUAGGUUUAUUAUAACCAGUAGGUUUAUAUAGUCAGUAGGUUUAUUAUAACCAGUAGGUUUAUAUAGUCAGUAGGUUUAUUAUAACCAGUAGGUUUAUAUAGUCAGUAGGUUUAUUAUAACCAGUAGGUUUAUAUAGUCAGUAGGUUUAUUAUAACCAGUAGGUUUAUAUAGUCAGUAGGUUUAUUAUAACCAGUAGGUUUAUAUAGUCAGUAGGUUUAUUAUAACCAGUAGGUUUAUAUAGUCAGUAGGUUUAUUAUAACCAGUAGGUUUAUAUAGUCAGUAGGUUUAUUAUAACCAGUAGGUUUAUAUAGUCAGUAGGUUUAUUAUAACCAGUAGGUUUAUAUAGUCAGUAGGUUUAUUAUAACCAGUAGGUUUAUAUAGUCAGUAGGUUUAUUAUAACCAGUAGGUUUAUAUAGUCAGUAGGUUUAUUAUAACCAGUAGGUUUAUAUAGUCAGUAGGUUUAUUAUAACCAGUAGGUUUAUAUAGUCAGUAGGUUUAUUAUAACCAGUAGGUUUAUAUAGUCAGUAGGUUUAUUAUAACCAGUAGGUUUAUAUAGUCAGUAGGUUUAUUAUAACCAGUAGGUUUAUAUAGUCAGUAGGUUUAUUAUAACCAGUAGGUUUAUAUAGUCAGUAGGUUUAUUAUAACCAGUAGGUUUAUAUAGUCAGUAGGUUUAUUAUAACCAGUAGGUUUAUAUAGUCAGUAGGUUUAUUAUAACCAGUAGGUUUAUAUAGUCAGUAGGUUUAUUAUAACCAGUAGGUUUAUAUAGUCAGUAGGUUUAUUAUAACCAGUAGGUUUAUAUAGUCAGUAGGUUUAUUAUAACCAGUAGGUUUAUAUAGUCAGUAGGUUUAUUAUAACCAGUAGGUUUAUAUAGUCAGUAGGUUUAUUAUAACCAGUAGGUUUAUAUAGUCAGUAGGUUUAUUGUAACCAGUAGGUUUAUAUAGUCAGUAGGUUUAUUAUAACCAGUAGGUUUAUAUAGUCAGUAGGUUUAUUAUAACCAGUAGGUUUAUUAUAACCAGUAGGAUUAUUAUAACCAGUAGGUUUAUAUAGUCAGUAGGUUUAUUAUAACCAGUAGGUUUAUAUAGUCAGUAGGUUUUAUUAUAACCAGUAGGUUUAUAUAGUCAGUAGGAUUAUUAUAACCAGUAGGUUUAUAUAGUCAGUAGGAUUAUUAUAACCAGUAGGUUUAUAUAGUCAGUAGGAUUAUUAUAACCAGUAGGUUUAUAUAGUCAGUAGGUUUAUUAUAACCAGUAGGUUUAUAUAGUCAGUAGGUUUAUUAUAACCAGUAGGUUUAUAUAGUCAGUAGGUUUAUUAUAACCAGUAGGUUUAUAUAGUCAGUAGGUUUAUUAUAACCAGAAGGUUUAUAUAGUCAGUAGGUUUAUUAUAACCAGUAGGUUUAUAUAGUCAGUAGGUUUAUUAUAACCAGUAGGUUUAUAUAGUCAGUAGGUUUAUUAUAACCAGUAGGUUUAUAUAGUCAGUAGGAUUAUUAUAACCAGUAGGUUUAUAUAGUUGGUAGGAUCCAUAUUAUUAAAUGGUUGGUUUCUUUGUGACCAGUAAGUUUAAUUUGUAGCAUGCUUGAGCCAUUUUCAGUUUUUCAGACCUGGUUUUUUGAGAGUUAAUGAUAUACAAAUGUGCCCCCCCCCCUUCCACCCAAACAUCUUGUAUGUGCCCCCCCCCCUUUCACCCAAACAUCUUGUUUGUAUGGUAUUAUAAAGUAAACAUUUAUAUUUUUUGUUUAGAACAUAAUAUUAAAUAUUGAAAUUGUGCUUAACUGUGUUUGCAUUCAUGCCUCCAGAUGAUGUUUUUAAAUAUUUUAGAUGAACGGAAACCAGACACCACUAACCCCCCCCCCUCCCCCUUUUCUGUGUGCCUCAGGUGUUAAAAUGUUAAAAUUGCUGUGUCCAUUAUCUUGGAGACAUCAUGCACCCCUGCACAUGACUUACUAAAAUAUAUUCUUAUUUAGCUAGGGGCUUAACAAAAAGCAUAAGAUAAGUUAUCUGCCUACUAAGUAGGCUACUUGAUUCCAUUCAGAUGUCCACGCGACUCAUGUUGGUUUAAACUGUUACUAGAAUUAGGGUUACAUUGAAACUGUCCGGUCCAGAAUUCAGUUCUUUUUUAAAUGUUUGCUUCAGCGGCCCACUCGUUCCCUUAUGUCAAGAAGAGGAUUGAAGUGAAAGAGGGAGGGUGGAAGGAGGUCGUCCUCACUCCCAUUGAGGUGGCCAUUGAUGAGAUGAGGGGAAAGGUCGCAGACCUGAGGGAGGCCAUCAACAGCCCGGUUCCAGACAAGAUUGGUCUACAACUUAAGCUUCAGGGAGGAGUCAGCACUCAGGUAAGCUAGGGAUAGAGAAGAGUCAGCACAUAGGUAAGCUAGGGGUAGAAAGGGAGUCAGCACUUGGGUAAGCUAGUGUAAGGAGUCAGCACUCUGGUAAGCUAGGGCUCUAUUUCCUCAAAUUCCUACACACAGUUCCAAGGUGUGUCCAUUUCCUUCCAUUCAUAUCUGCUGUUGUUUUUUUCCCCAGGUCAAUGCAGGUCCAUUAGCCUAUGCUGAGGCCUUCCUGGACCCUGAGAAAAUAGCCAAAUAUCCUGUGGAUAAAAGUGACAGACUCAAAGCAGUGUUUAGGUGAGACUAUGUUAGAGUCAUUGACUUGUGUGUGUCUGUGUUAUUGACUUGUAAGAGUCUGUGUUAUUGACUUGUAAGAGACUGUGUUAUUGACUUGUAAGAGACUGUGUUAUUGACUUGUAAGAGACUGUGUUAUUGACUUGUAAGAGACUGUGUUAUUGACUUGUAAGAGUCUGUGUUGGAGUUAUUGACUUGUAAGCCACUACACAAAAUAACAGCUUGAUGGGAAAAGAAUUAUAAAUUACAUUGAAACAAAUUGUUCAUAAAUUUAAUAUUUCACUUUAUAGACUUUUUAAAAAUUAUUUUAAAUAGCUAUGAAGAAAGUAAAUUUCAAUAACAAAAUUUGUGAGCUUAGUGGUCCCCAACUGGUGAUUGGCGGGAGUUUCUCAGGGGCUUCAGGAAAUAAAAUAACUGUUCACUUUUUUUUUAUAUUAGGUCAAAGGGACCACCCCACAGAAAUUAAUUCUAAAAAGGUCUCUGUGCAUCAAAAAUGUUGGGAACCACUGUCUUGGCUUAUCAGUAAAUUCCCAUAGCUAUUUUAAAUACAAUUCAGUGUCCAAAACCUGAAAUUUUAGACAAAAUGCAACACCAUAGAAAGGUUUAAAUUAGAAUGUUUGAAAUGGAUAUAGCAAUGUGAAUACUUGAUACUUAAUAACAGAAGCUGUUGAAAUAGGUUUACUUUUGGUAGCGGUAAAUGAGGUUGAUAUCUAUUCUUGUAUAGCAAGGUUUCAUUGAAUCCUAUGAUGGGGGGACACAUUGAAUUGGUCAUUUAAGUCAGUGAGGUUGAUGUGUGCAGAUGUCAAACUCUUGCUUCAGACGAGCCCCGGCCCGACUGAAGUCUGUUUAAAACUGUUUCCUUGUUGUCUCCAGGGAUUUUGUGAUGACCUGCAAAGAUGCCCUUGACCUCAACGCCAAACUGAUAGCCACUGAACAAAAAGAGUAUCAUGAAUCUCUCAAGGCCGGCUUCCAAGAAAUCGCUGAGAGGUUGUCCAUCCUGUUAGGUGAAAAGGUAAGGUCAUCCUGACCUACCAUUACAAAACAUGUACACUGACCCUUACAGUGGAGAUGUCUUCCUGGAGACAUUCAAGUUUUUAUUGUGAAUUUCUGGGGGUAAAGAAAAAGCUUGGGGACUUAUUGUUCAUAAUCAAACAAAGAUGUUUACUGUUUCUAGUUUCAUUCAUCACAUUCAUAUUUUUUCAUUAAAAAAAAAAUUAAAACAGUAAAACUGAGAUUGUGAGCAUAAUUCAUUCAGGAAAAGUACUUGUCAUCCAAAGUCUUCUUGUAUCAGAAAGAAUUUCACCAUAAGAAAUAAUGAAAACUCAGAUGAUUUGUUCCACACCACAUACCAAUUAUAUUCACAUAAAAAAUGAUAGGAUUAAAAUGCAUGUGAUGCUUUGCGCACACAGUGGGCUUCCAUGGCGAGAUGUCACUUGCAUAUCAUGUCAAAACUUGUUUAUUUCUAAUUUUCGUCUUGGGGAAUACUCUCAAACCAAAUUGCUCGCAGUUGGGGGGGGUUUUACUGUUUUUGGAAAGUGGUGAAAAAUUUUUUUUAUAUUAUAAGUAUAUUUUUUAAUUUGAGGAGUUAUGGGAUUUUGUUAAUACUGAGCAGAGGCGGAGUUUUCUCUGAUGCCUGCCAAGUCUUGCAUGUUUCUGCUUACAGUUUUGUCUACUAAGUGCUCUUGUCUUCUACCCAUGUGUCAAACUGUUUUUAUUGCAUGCCUUUUAAACCCUGGCUGAGUUAUCCUGAAUGUCACUCUAGCUGUUUGACAACUGUCACUUUCUUUUAUCACCAAAUGGUUUUAUCCCAAUUGUCACCCAGGUUGUUGACAACUGUUAAUCUAUCACUGAAUGGCUUUAGGCACAAGUUAGGAUGGAACAAUAUAUAAUAAUAAUCUCUUUUACACUGGUCAGUCGGGUCAUUAUUUUUCUUCCCUGUUAAAAUAUUUUUUUUCUAUGAAAUUUAUUGUAUGUUGUGCAGUUUUCAAAGUUGUAUGCCGUACAUGUUUUUUCCCAUUUUUAAUGUUUAGUGGACAGAUUUCAUGGCUCUUGUCUGACAAUUAGUCCAGAACAGAAGCUCAGGCAAUCUACUCUUUAUAAAAUAUACAUUUUCAACAACCCUGUACCAUUGCCCUGAAGCACAAUUAUCCUCUACUAGUGAAAGUGGUAGUUUAAAGUUUAAAAUUGACCAGAGGAAAAGGGUUAUCCCCCAUAGCUUUGUGACAUGUCCAAAUUUAUCUUCGUGUAUGACCGUUUAGUGUAUGAGCGUUUAGUGACGGAGUAAAGUCCAUAAGUAAUCUAUUUAACUUUUGUGCUGUUUAACAAAGGGCAUCUUUUGACUUAUGCACAAAAGCGAUAACUAAUAGAUAGUUAUUUCCACCAUUUAAAUCUCAUUGAGUCCCAGUUAUUACCAAUAUCUAUCUCUGAGUAACCUAUCCCAGUAAGUACGCAAAUAAUAGUAGAUGUUAUUUUUACCAAUCAUCUAAUGAAACCCUCUGAGAUAGUAGGAGAUGCGAUAACCAGAAUUGAACCAGGCAUAUGAACUAAUGAGAAAUACACCCCCAUUUUGCAAUAGGUAGUCCUUGGAGAUGUCAAACACAACCGUCCAGGUAAGCUAGCGCCAUGCAUAUCAUACACACUUAGUAUGGGGCAUAUAUUGUGUAGAAAGAUAGUGUAAUGGAAAUGAAGUGGAAUGGUGUAGUCUAGAUUUAAUACUACAGAACUUAUUCAAAUAUUUGCAGGCUUGUUGAACUUAAAUUCUUCAUCUCUUUCCUUAUUUUCCUUCUACUUGCUUGUGACACAUAUAUUUUAUAAAAUCUUAGUUUUUUCUUUCUUGGCCUUCACUAUUCUGUUUCAUGCAUCAAUACCAUUUAAACCUCCCUAAUGUAGACAGUAUUGUUUCCUGUGUGCCCUAAUCUUAACUGCAGCUUUGGUUCCCAGCUUGGUCCCAAGGAGAUAUCGGGUUAGAUUUAAUUUUCAAAUUGGUAGAGAGAACAAAAUUGUAAAUGAAGCAAUAACCUACUGACCAACCGUUGAUCAACAGCCGAGGAAUGUAGAAAAUAAACACCCAUUCUUCAUCUUAGCUAAUACCAAAAAGUUUGUACUUAAAUAUCAAAGGUUUUAUUGUGGCAGCAUUGAAAGACCCAGAGAUUGGCAACGGGAAGUAUGAUUUUAUUGAUCGGGAUGUAGGGUGUAAAUCUAAUGCAACAAAAUUUUUGGUAACUCAGAAAAUACCCCAGACAGAAAACAAUCAGAAACAUUGUAAUGCCUUUUGGGCCCUGGGACCUGGGAGAGCAAUGGGGGGAAUUUUAUUUGUGAAUUAAUUAGCUGAUUAAACUAAAAAUAUGGCUAAGUUUAAAAGGUAAUAAUUGAUGCCCUGUACACCAAUCUCCUAUCUGAAAUAAUUUCAUCAUGAAAUGUCUGGGUAUAUGUCUGGGUAUGAUAUGUCUGGUUAUCAGUAGUUGCCAUGGAGGUUGGUCUGAUGUAGUUAUAUUUACAGGUUAUUAGUUUGAAAUGAAGAAAUAGUUGCUAUGAAUUCUGAUGGGGGCAGAAUUACUAUAAGCUCAAGGACUGGUUUCUGUCAAGUAGUUUGGGAAAUUACGUUUGGUUAAAUAAUGAAUGUGUGGCAUGCCUUACAGAGUGCAGCAUGUUCUAAACUUCUGGAAAAUUAAUGAAUGUUUGGGGUUUUUUGGUUUGUUUUCUUUAAUUUGAUGCUUGUUUUUUGUAGUUUUUUUGCCAUUCAGUGAUGUAACUGAAUUUGAAAAUGUUUAAGUUUCUAGAAUGUCUCGCUAAUAUUUUUCUUCAAGCACAAAUUUAUAAGUUUAAGUUCCUAGAAUGUCUCGCUAAUAACUUUUCUUCAAGCACAAAUUUUUAUAAGUAUAUAUAUAUAUAUAUAUAUAUAUAUAUAUAUAUAUAUAUAUAUAUAUAUGUGUGUGUGUGUGUGUGUGUAUAUUUAUCUCUAUCUGAUGCACCCAAUUUUUUAUAAACACAUAUAUUUAUAUAUAUAUAUAUAUAUAUAUAUAUAUAUAUAUAUAUAUAUAUAUAUAUAUAUAUAUGUGUGUGUGUGUGUGUGUGUACAUUGAACUCUAACUGAUGCACCCAAGAUCUAGCAACCCAUUACAGUGGCAUACAUGUCUAUUAAUAUAGCCCCAUAGUUAGGUAGCUGGUCAUAACGUUUUAACGCAUAUUUAGCAGUAGAUCUCUGUAGUCUUAACUCAGGUCAAAAUGUAAAGUAUGUGUUGGUCAUAUUGUCUUAAAUCAAGAUUUGGCUAAGACUAUGUGGUUAGAAAUCCUAAGUGUGUAUGUGAGACACAAUUACCAGUGAAAAUGUGUCCCUGGGCGAACAUGUGUCAGACACAAUUAUUAGUGAAGAUGUGUCCCUAGUUAAACAUCUGAAACACAAUUACCCACGAAAAUGUGUCCCCCACGUAAACAUGUCAGACACAGUUACCAUGAUGUGUCCUAAUUCAAACAUGUUUGUUAAACACUAUUACCAAGGUGUGUCGCCAGGUCAUGUACAAUGCUCAUUUAGUUUGUUUUUUCUCCAACUUAUCUCUUACAAAUUAAAACUCUUUAAAAAAAUAUAUACAUCCUCUUACUUUAUCUUUAUACUGCUUUAUCGUUUGUGUAGAUUUUUGUUUAAUAUUGUAGUUUUUCAAGCUUACAGAAAACCCAUUCAAUCUAACAUUUGUUUGCAUUGUUUAAGAUAUUAAAUGAUAAAAUGCUGUAGGUGAAAAGAGAUUGAGCAUUCAGUUUUCAGUAAAAUUGAAACAUUUUAUUAAAGAAUUCCUUCAAUGUUAUGCUUUGUCUACCUACAGUUCUGUAUUCAAAAAUAUGUGUUUUAAUCAGUUUUAAAGGAAAACAAUAUUUUUCUUCAUUAAUGGGUUAAAAAAUUUAAUUAAAAAAUCAAUUAGUUGUUUCUACCUCCUGUGACAUUCCCCUUUUAAAUUUAAUAUCAACUUUUCUAUUUUAUAAUAUCUUGAACUGAUCCAGUCAACUUGCUACAUAGAUUAAAUUUUUGCUUUUCAAUUCUUGUACGUCAUCAAGUCAGACAUUAUUUUACACCUUUUCAAAAUUCACCCUUUUCAUUUAAAAAAAAAACUGUUUCCUUUAAAUUUCCAGAUAGUUCCGCUUGAUUGGCUGAAUGUUCAUCAGAGGCAGUCCAUGACCUUCCUUAGUGGCAUAACUGGUUCAAGUUCAGCAUAAUUCAAAUCAUGUGAUUCCAGACUGAGAUGAGUUUGUGAGGGAAACCUGGACAUGCCACGGACAGAACUGAGAGCCACUGCCAGAAUGGACAUGGUUUGAGUGCCGCCUGAUGAGUUUCCGCU